UCCUCUCUUCGUCUCCCUCUUUGCCCUCUGCAGCUGUACAUACUCUGCUUUUUAAUUAGACCGACUCUCUAGCUCCUCCUCCCUCUGCCUCCUACUCUCCAUCCCACUCUCCCCCAACCCUCCCUCCCUUUGCUUACAAGGAUACAGGGGGCUUGCAUGGCGACACAGAGAGGGGGUCAUGAUGGAGAGACGCAGAGAGAAACGGGGAGAGAGGGAAGAGGAAUGGGACGAGGAGAACUGAGAGGAGCAUCUGAGAGGAUAACUGCCUGUUUGCUCACUCUUGUCUUCUUGCUCCCCCUCCUGUCCGUUCACUUCCACUCAAACGCUUAGACAGCUAGGUAGGCACAGCAAAACACAGCACAGCACAGCGGAGCUCCAAGCAGCUGAGGGAUGGAUAAAAAGGUUCCCACGUGAAAGGCAUGAAUCCACGGAAGAAGAGGAGGGCAAGCUAGAAGAAGACUCAACCAGAGAGGGAGGGAAAAGGAGAAAGAGGAGGGGAGCAGAUGGACUCUAAAAAGAGGAAAGGAAACAGUAUCGAGCAGCCGUGACAAGAGAGGUGGAAAAUAAAAAAGCAAACAUGAACGCCAGAGGGAUGGAAGAAUGGGCUGAAGAGACAUGAAGGAAUAGGGGAGAAGAGAAGCGAGCGUUUGUGGGAGGAAGAGACAACACGGAGGGGGAAGCAGGAAGAGGGAGAUAUGGUACGUGUGACUCAGUUCUGUGUCCUGAUGGAAGAUACACAGCAAUCUCCCCAUCAGGCUUCUCUCAGCAUCACCACAGUGAGAAAGAGCCAAGCUGAGGACAGAUUUCAAAGCAUCAGUGAAGUGUCUGUGUUUAUUUCUUCACUUACUGCCCUGUUACGUCUUCUCAAAUGUGAAACGAACAGACAGAAAGAGAGAGUGUGUGUCCUUGCAUGCGUGCGCACACGUGCAUGCAUUUUGUUUAUGUGCUUGGCAGAUGUUUGUGUGUGCGUGUGUGCACUAUUUAUUCUUACAAUGGGGGUGUGUUUGUGUGCUCAAAGUGUGCCCGUGCUUGUGUGUGCGUGUGAAAUCUUCCGAAAUGGGGUCGUGUGUGUGUGUAUGUGUGUGUGUUUGGAUGCUGGGAUUUGCUUUACCGCAGGUGUGGGAGUUAUUUUCCGAGAUUGUGCAGCUUUAUGAGGAGCUUUAAAGAGUGAGGAGCUUAGAUUGGUGUGUCUGUGAUGUAGCUUUGCAGAUUCCAGCAGCGUGCUUUCAUUGCAUAUUUGUCAUGAGCAAGACUGUGUCUAUGUGUGUGUAUAUGAGUGUGUGUUUGUGUGUGUGUGAUGGGGGGGGGCAUAACGCAGAAAGUUUGAGAAGGAGGAGGAGGAGGAGGAGGAGGCACUGAGUGAGGGAAUUCCAUUUGUAUGGAUCCGUAUCUCAGCAAGAUCCAGUGCAUGCUGUUCUGGCUGCAUGACGGUUUUAAUUUUCGAGAAUAGUGAGGAAGUUUUAGUGAAUUUUACAAACUCAAAUAUGCUUUAAAAUAACCGCCCAUUAAAAUCCUCCCUUAUUCUUCUCUUUUAACUAAUCUUACACCAAUGGUGUCAUUACAUGUGAUGAAAAUCUAAUUGCACAUGCACUCUCAUGCAUGCGUGCACACUAUCAAACACACAUGCACGCACACAGGCACAGGUGCACAUUUGCGCAAACACAUUUUUGCUGUGUGAAGAACUGCUGCGCUGUUAAUCCCGCCCGUCGUUGCUUGACUCUUUUUCCCUCGUUCUCUCACUCCCUCUGCUCCUCGCUACAGUAUAUUUCCCUUUUAUCUUAUCUCAUCAACGUGUCUUUUAAGAGGUCAGCUAUCUCCACCUCCCUGCUUCCUCUCCUACCUACCAUUUAAUCCCUUUUUCUCUCGCCGCUUAUAAAUCUUCUUCCUCUGUCUCCUCCAUUUAAUUUCACCCAACAGAAGUUAAUGUACUCUUAAAGUCAAACUUCUGCAGUCUUUCACUUUCCGCUCGCUCUUUAAAUCUCUGUAUCUGCUGGCUGUGUGUUUUCCUUGGACUGACAGUGGCCUGGUUUUAUAGGUAGCACACUAUGAUGUACUCUUUGAACAUCAGUUUGGACAGGGGCAUUGCAGCAUGCCCGCCCAGCAGAGAGUAACCCCCAGGGAGCUGACUGCUCUAUAUGCACCCACAGGUAGCGUUCAAAUGUACUUUGAACAUGCCAGUGGAGCCACCUGUUUUAUUUUGCUGCUUAUAUUGCACCGAGGAACCUUUUCAAGUUUAAGCUCUCUGAAUCCCGUGGCAGAGUGGGGAGAAAAAACACAAAAGAUGGAGCAUAAAAGAACCAACCAGCCAGAGAAACAAGACAAUUAGGCUGCAGAAGGCGUGCAAGAAAGAAAAGCAAUGUUUACUCUGGCUCUCUUUCAAACAUCCUCAAAUUUGCUCACAGUUGGCAGAGUAUGCUUAUCACAAUCCAUUGGCCUAAAUAUAGGGAUUUCAUAUUAGGCAGAGGAUUUUGGUCAAAAGAGGACAGAUGGAACAAAUCAUUUCUGGCACUCACACUCUGAAAGUUAGAAAUAAUCCGGCCAUGCUUCAAGGAAACUGGCACAAGCGGGAUGGCUGCUCUGUCCUCUUUAGGAAUGAGCUGCCCAGUGAUACUGCGAGCAAACAUUUGUGCAUGUUUGGACGACAGUGCAAGGGAUGCUCAAACCUGAAGUAUUUGCAUGAUGUCCUGUUACAGGAAUAAUAACAAGCCUGAGAUUAUGAAUAUCUGCAGUUUGAGAUUAGUCCCGAGGUUCUGAGCAUCCAAGUAUUCAUAUCCCAACCACCAACAUUAUGCAGGACAAUUAUGAUAAUUGUGUUGGUUAUAAAGAUGCUAAAAAUAACUCAGUUAGCUGUAACUGGGAUCUCAGCGUUGAAAUUUGAUUGAAGUCAGGUCUGGGCAUCCAUGACUUACUUAAAACCACUUUUCAACUGGCUAAAAUAUGGUCGCAAAACCAGCAUAUAAGGAAACUUUUUUCUUUCUUUCUUUUUUUUCAUUUUUAAUGAAUAAACAUUGUAAAGGCAUUUCUCUGCAGUAACCUUCCAGCUGUAGUUCAGAUCCUGCGCGACACAUUUAUUCAUUGAUGUAUUUCUAAUAGAAACAUGUAACCGUGGCACAUGAUGGGCUGUGUGAUUUUAACAAGAAGGUUCGGAGGCAUCGUAAAGGGAGCCGUUUUCAGCGGUAGAUUCUCACUGAUACUUUAGCUCAACUGCUCAAACCACAAAAGUCAAAAGACUCUUGACUGAUGACAGAGUCUAUUAAAAGCUGGCGACAGUCUGUCUGAAUAGAAAUCAACAGCCAGUGGUGAAAAGCAGUGGAACUGUUUGCUGAAUGUAGUGAGAUUGAAGCUCUAUGUAGCAGUUCAACUGUGAUCCACUGUGAUAAUAUGUCACUGUUGUGUAUGAAUUUAUGUUGACUCAAGUGAUAAUUGAUUUUCCUGUGAAAUCUGUCCUGAACAGACAUUCAAUUGAGAUCCAUAAUUUUAAAAUAAAUAAAUAAACCGUCUCUUCUGAACCAGUUGAUAUCAUUUUAGUGGUAGGCAGAGUUGGUUUCAAACAUCUUUUUAUCUACAUCUCAUUAGUAGAUCUGAAAAAAUGUUGUGUUUGGGUUUAAAUUAAGCUAAAAUAUAUAUCCUCAAAAAUUGAUGCAAAAUUAAUCUCAACCUGGAAUAUUUUUUUUGACCACUGAAUGACGGCCGACACUAGACUUUCACAGCACUUUGAUUUCAUAUUAAAGUGUUUGAACUCCAGAAAAUAGUGUCCCUUAUAGACAUCAAGUUACAGUUUUAAUUUGCUCGACACUGAGUUUCCUGCAAUUUGGCGAAGUUUUAGCUUCUUUUAGCUAUUAUUUGGUUUCUUACCACUCCUAAAGGAAAUAUCCAAGACAUAACUGUUUCUUCACUCGUUUUAUGGUGAAAAAUUUUAGUUUUUUUUUUUUUUUUUAACCACUAGAAAAUGACUGAUAACGACACCUUAAAGCACCUAUGAGAAGUUUGUUCAUGGUAACUAAUUAGACUGAAAUUGAUAUUGUUGCAUUUUUUUGAUAAACAGAAGUUAAGACCAUCACUGACAACACUGACAAAUUGAUUGUGGCGCAACGCCACGGCUAAUUAAAAUCCGCCGCACCUAAAAAAAAAUGUAAUUUUUAUUUUACAUAGUUCUCCCUCAGACUCAUAUGCAUCAGCAGUGUUUCCCCUACAUUUAUUCAGCACCGUCGCUGCUAAAUUAUGUGCGCCGCUACUGAAAUUUCACAUGAUCAGUAAUAUCAAUGCGCCACUAAUGAUUCUACUCGCACUGUGUGAGCACAACACACAACGUUAUUUUCGAUUUGUUUUGAGUCAUCACGGAGCGCAUCAAAUCCUGUCGGACUCUGUUCCACUAAUGUGAAGGGUGACGUUUAAGCUUAUACACGGUCUGUGCAGCGAGUAGUGCGGGUAACGUAACGUGAAUGCAACAGUGUAGCUCCUGGAGUGGCGGGGGUGACAACGACACCCCCCCCAACACACACACACACACACACACACACACACACACACACACACACACACACACACACACACACACACACCAUGGCAGCUAAAAAAAAUUCUAGGGGAAAUACUGAAAUGUUCACAAUAGAUGAUAAAAAAAAGUCGGCAGGAUGAGGAUAUUUUUUUGUCAAAGGACAGUGCAUACAAGAUAGAGAAGACUGCUUUGGCCACAGGGGGCGCCAAAAUUGACAUAAACAAAAAAUUCCUCACAGGAGCUUUAAAUAACAGCACAUGCUCAGUGAAGAAGCUGAUGACUGUUUUUGCUUAAAGCCUCACCUGACAACUUACCACCUCAAAGUAAAGAGACAUGAUUAUAUUUCUAUAUUGUCAAUCUUGUAGCACUGCUACUACCACUCAUCCAUCGUGGUUACACCCCAUGUGGACUGUAACUUAAAUCUGAUAGAGAAAUGAGCCUCGGUGCGCUCAGAUGUAGAUGUUGAUUAUUCAGUUCUUGUACUGCAGCUAUAGUGCCGGGUGAAAUAUGGCUCGCUAUGACAGCUGACUGUAACUGGCCAAAUUGGAUGCCGGUACACAGUAAUAAACAAACAAACCAGCGUUAACAUCCUGCUGCUAUUACACAAGAGUCUGACAGGAAUAACAAUGCUUGGUUUCACUGUGUAGCCACGGAUGUAUAAUGAAUUGAGGAUCGUGAUUUAAUUUGUGUUUGUUUGUGUAAUUUAAUUUGCUGUUAAGCAUGAUCAGGUUCAAGAUUUCAUCAGACAGUUACUUUCUUUUUUUUUUGCUCAUGGAAGCACUGAAGGCUUUUUCUAACUUCUCAACAGCAGAUCCCAGAGCAGUGAAGAGGAUAUCAACAAUUCUUGUUUUACUUUGCUCAUACCUUGACUAAAUUCAAAUCAUUUGCCAAAGCUAGGUUGUGUCAUUAUUUAUUUAUGCAUGUUGUUUUGUUGACAUACAAGCCUUAAAGCCCACAAGGCUCUUUAUGGGUGUACAUCUGUUUUUUUGCAACAUGCCUGCCAGUUUUAUUGCAUUAAAUAAAACCAAACAUCCCCCCGUGUUUGAGGCAUGCUUGGCUGCACGCAAUGCUUACCUAACAAAAUAUUCCUCUACAGGCAUCUUUAAAGGAGUUGCUCCUAAUAUUGAGAUUUCUUUAUGCAAAUACAAAAUAUUCUUCUGCACUUUGCGUUAACUCUGUGAGCUGACCGUGUUGUUGAUUCCUCAGACGCAGCGCAGGUAUAGCUCUGACCCUACCUCUCAUUUUUUUGCUCACAGGGCCAAUAACUGAUCAUAUAUCUUUUCUUAGUUCCUCUCCAGUUCCUCCUUAAAUGCCCUGACACGCUGAUGCUCCUGAUUUACCACUUCACUGAACCCUAACCAUGACAUUUCCUCUGCUGCCAGGGGUUGUUCCCUCUUGCUUUUUGCUCCCUGCCCCCCAAACCCACCCCACCCACCCCCUCCUGCCUGUCUCCCCCUUCGCCUCCCCUCCCUUCUACUUAUUCACAUUCGUACUCCUCUCGGUUUGUUAUGUGUCUCAUAGCAUCUCUAAAUAUAACCGUGCAUGUCUACCUCCUCUCCUUCCUCUUCCUCUCUCUCCUCCUCCCUCCCUCUUUCUCUCUCUCUCUUUCUCUGCCUCCUCUUCAUCUCAGUCCUGUCUGACAAAUUCAAGCGUGCCGAGACAAUCCAAUCUGACAUGCCUUUACAUAACAAUUCAAUCCACAGCACCUUCCACCUCCUCAGCACUGUGAGACCCCAAGGUGUGUUAUUGGCAUGGAUGCAAUUCUCAGCAUCCCUGAAAGACUCGGUAUAUUAUUAGAUCUGUGCAAACAGAGUCUAGGCCUGUUUUGUUUUGAAAUUUGCAUCAGAUAUGUUUCUCCUAGUCAGCACAGCUUAGCACACAGGGAUCAGAUGUGACCUUAGUGUUAUUAUCAUGCGCACACAGAUGCACAAGCAUAAAACACUCGCACAGGAACCAGGAUAGAAACCUGUAUUCGCCACAAAACCUCCUCUGUGAGGUAGGCAGCGAGGGAGAGGGCUGUAGUAAAUCUUAAAUAAUAACGGCAAAGAGUUAUGACCCUUGCUGGCAUUAUGCCGUCGCACACCUUCCUCCUCCUGCCCGGUGAUUUAUCUCUUGUCUGCCAAUAAAGCUCAACAUGAAAAUGUCACAUGUGGGAAAGAGCUAGCCUCAGCCACAGGAGUGAGCCCAUGCAGCAUUAAGAGGGUCUGGAUUCAUUAAAGUGUCAGCGUAAAUUUUGAUCCCAGGAUAGUUUGCAGAUCGAGUGAGGGAGGAACUGGGGUGAUGUGGGACCGGUAGCAGCAGCCGAGAGAGAGAUUGUGAUGGUGGAACGAGUGAGAAAGAUACGAGUGACAGCGAGCGAAAAGAAAAACGGAGAAGGUGGAGAGACGGAAGGAUGAGGAGGAGAAAGGGUAAUGGUUCUGUGACAGGGAAACUGAGGAAGAUCUGUCAGGGUGAAUGCUGAAUUUAAAGUGCUUUUUACGAAAGAUUUGUAAAAAGACAAAAGUAUGUAUUUUUAAAGGAUUUACCUCUGGGUGAAUUAAGAAAGAAAGUAAAGCUAUUCUGAGAAGAUACGGGCCGGAGAUGUUCUGAAGCAAAUAAUGUCCUCGUUGUUUAGAUUGAAAUUCCGAUUGCAACUCACUGACUAGUCUUGUGGUGAGAAAACACUCAAACAGGCAAAAUUGAGAAAAAGUUAUCAAACCCAGAGAAACACUGGAUUAUAAAGUGUCUGCAGGUUAACGUGUCAAGCUGAGUUCCUAAAUAUGGUUACCAGUAGCAAAGCUAGCACCUCCUUAACAUCCACAUACUUGUUCUGGUUACAAACCGCCUUGGAGUGGUGGUUACAUGUCACUUUGCUGACAGGGCCUACAUGCACUAAAUCUCUAAAUCAAAAUAUUGACAGUGGUGCCAAAUUACGAGAUGCCCCCUAUCAUCUGUGUUAGGUUGCAUCUGGAUAUUGGAGAAAAAACUAUUCCUGUUCAGGUUUUCGUCUCAAAGUUGCCAAAAGGGGUGAUGAAACAUCUCUUCUUAAUCAUUUCCCAAAGUAAAUACUCUUGAUAGCACAUUAAACUAUUGAAAGAAAGUCUGGAUAAGAUUGAUUUAUUUAAAAAAGAAGUCUAGAGCUGCAGCUAUCGAAUAUUUUGGUAAUCGAGGAUUCUACCAAAUAUUCUACCGAUUACUCGAGUAAUUGGACCCAAACAGCAGACUCACAUAAAGUUAGAUUUCCUAUUGCCCCACAAUGAAGGCGAGACUAGGAGAAAUAGAGGACAAUCGCUAAACAAGCAUGUGCAUUAGCGGAUUGCAAUGCUUGCAAGAAAGCUAAUUAUGAUAUUAACUUUAAUCAUGCACCUAAAAACAUUGUGUCACCUUCAAAAGAAUCCAUGUGAAACAGUGCCAAUUUGAGCUUACAAAUGAGUAAUGAAGGCAGGGAAAAUUCCUCGAUCAUUAUUUGUAAUCGAGGUACUCGAGGUAUUCGAGGAAUCGUUUCAGCCCUAAAGGAGUCUUCCACAUGUACAGGACAAAAUUCAUGGUGCUUUCUCCACGGAGGGUGCCGAAAUUGGCUCGAACCAAAAGUCUCUCACAGGAGAUUUAAGGUAUUGAAUUGGAAAAGGAAAAAGAUGGUAUCAGAAAACAUCUCUACAAGUGUCGCCAGGCUUUUAAUAUUCCGUAAUCAGAUGUGAGUGUUUUUUAUUCAAUCCCCUGCAGCACAGGAUUCAGUCCUCAGUGUAUUGUUACUCGAAGAACCUGUGUCUUCUUUGUUGAAUAAGCAGCUCAUCUGUACACACGGCAGUGAGGAGAAAGUCACAUGAAAAGGAAUCCUGUGGUUUGUCUCCAAAUCCAUUAAUAUAUCCAAGCGUGCACGCUUGAUAUUUCCCCUUGAGGCUCAUGUCUUCUGUAACUUUUAUCAUAAUUUAAGCUAAUAACCAUGUUUUUAAAGGGUCUUGACAGCGGGGGUGUGGUUGUGACAAAGAUCCUCCUCUUCAGCAGCGGAGAAAGAAAAAGAGGGAAACAGAGGAUGUAAAUAAAAGUGGCAGCCCCUCGGGUAUCUCUCUCCCUAAAUAACCUGGGAGCUGUGAAGGAGUCACUAAUUACCCCUCCCACAACAGAGAGGGGAACAGAGUAACGGCCAGUCACACUCCCGCACAAAAUUAGCAAGAGCCUGUCAGUGUCAGAGGCAAUCACAAGGAGAUAACAAGGCGCAGAUUCAUAGAUUGUGUACGGCAAACGACAGCACCACGCUUGACUGCCAGUGGCCCGGACAGGAAAUGGAAGUGAUAUAUAUACGUAUCAAGGCCAUAGAUCGUCAGAAACAGGCUGCAGAAUCAGACUGACGAGAACAUACUACUAAAUACAGCGAGGCAGACAGACUGUCACACAGUGACCAGAUGAAUCAGAAAGGAUGUCACCAUGGCAUAUCAUCAAGGACUGAUAACAGGGCCACAGACUGUUAAACAUGGAGAAAAAGAAAAAUCUGUAAGACACACGGGUAUGAGGAAAAGCACAACAGUCAUACUCUGUUCCCAUGAGGAGGAAAGAAUACUAAAUAGCAUUCAUUUCUCUGCUGCCGCCACAAAACAAGCUACUUCUAACAAUGUAAGUAAUACCUAUGAGCAUACAUACAAAAGAGAUGAAAUUUGAAAAAAGGGAACCGAGAAAAGAAUAUCAAAUAAUAAAAAUGUGAAUCCCCCUCAGCCAAUGUGAAUAGGGCCAUAAUUACAAUCUCUUUCACUUGUUAUGUGUGGAUAUCUGUCUAUUGUUGAUGAUGUAUCAAGUGGUUUUCCUGCCAACUUCAUCCUUUCAUCACUGUUUUGAAAUUGAUGUCUUCUUCUUCCCGUUCUUUGUUGACCUCCCUCUCAUGCAUUUUUAAAGUAGCUGCAUAUCUUACAUCUACUUCAUUAUCCCCAAGAACAAGCUCAUUGUGUUUCAAUCGAAAUGCAAUAAUAUGAAAACAAUUACAGUCUCUUAUUCCUCUUUUUCUCUCUUUGUUUUCCCACUCUCUUUAGGAACUCAAGCUGUCUUGAAACGUGAGUGAAUGAUUCAUUGAGAAGUAAAAGAAACCAAGAGAAAGCGAUAAAAUCAACAGGAAGGAAAGGGGAACAAAAAACACUGAAUCAGAGAGGCCAUUAUGUGUAAAAGUACGACACCAUCCCAUACUUCGGCCAUCAAAUCUACUGACGGCCCAGGAGACAAUGCAAGCGUAGACGGAAGAGCAGCCAAGUAGACAAGGCCAUGUGAUGGAUGCAGAAAGGAUGGACAGGUUGUAUGUCCUUCCUACCUGUUUGUCUGUUGGAAACCUCUCCAGCCUAAGCAAGAGUUCCCCUUCAUGGAAAUUCAAAGAGAAAAUGGAAUAAGAAGUAAAAGACUUGGACACUAUGGACAUUCCUCACAUGCUCAUUUUAAAGAAUAUUUGAUGCUGCACAUAUUUAUUUUUGUACAAAAAUUAUGAGUAGAGAAAGACCUAUAAGGGUAUCGGGGUAAGCAUUUAUCACAUUGAUCUGUUUUUAAUUUUUUCUUGCUGUGCUUAAUACUAGUAAACCUUGAACUGUGAUUCUCAACCCUUCUUGAGAACAAUCUUUGUUUCAAAGGAAGUCUGUGGUCUCAACAUUUGAAAUAACUUGAGCUUGAGCUGCGCACAAGAAACAGCUUUAAAUGUUGUGUAAUGAAACUGGAUCUCAUUCAAUCAAUUGUACAGAUCACUCAGAGGUACAAUGAAUCCAUAGUGAGGGGAUAUUGAUUUCUUUGUUGACGCACUGACACAGCCAAGCCUUCACAACAUCAAACUGCCUGCAAAGCCUGUGGAUGUUGGGGGAGCAAGAGCAACAAGAGAAAUGGUGAGCAAAGAGCCAAACCAAGUGCUCACAGGCCAAACCAACGGCAAGAGCACUCUGGCGGACAAGCUGCCCGGGACAAUGACUGUGCGCUCUGUGUUGCUCAAUCGAGACUCCCCUGAUAUUGAGAGCCGCCUGAAGCGGCGACGCAACCGCACCCACCAGGUCCGUUUUAAAGACCUGGAGGAUGGCAGCAGCAGCAGCGGUAACAGUGGAACAGGAGAAAACAAUAGCCAUCAGAGGGUUGCCACGGAUUGUGACAGUCCACAUCCUCUUCGCAAACACAGCAGCAGGGCCCCCACGCCAUGGGCUGACAGGGAUGGCCCAAGGACUGAUAGCCUACCUGGCCAAACCUCUGUGGUGGGGGCUGUGCGUGGAGACAUGGCAAGUACUAUAGAGGUCGUGGCAGCUUUCUUAGCCAGGGCCCCCCCUCAUCCGUUGACACCAGGUCCUACGCGCCGAUGCUGGGCACCGCCACAGAGUAACUCCCUAACAUUGCCGAUGACACGCAAGCCCAGUACGAGCACCAGCACAGCCAUCCAGACCUCCCCAUGCCUGAAAAAACCCCAGUCCAUCUCUUCCACACACAGACGUAGCCACAGUCUUGGGGACUCAGUCGGCGUAGAUGGGGAUGAUGAACAUGACUCUCAAGAUGAAUACCUUAUGCACAACCAUGUGUCAUUGCCUGGGUCCAAGGAUCUAAAUGGUCCUUCUGUUCCAGGGGAUGGAACCGUUGUGGAACGAAGGUCCAGAUCUUGCAGGACAGACAUGAAAUCAGCUGUUAGUUUGGUAAAAAAUUCAAGGCACAGCUGUCCACCUUCAGUUUCCCACAAUGUUGAGCCCUGCCACUGCUCUACUGUAUCCUGUCGUGAAGGGCCGAAGCGUCAGGGGAGCAGCACUCCCUCAGCGAUCAGGAGGAGAAAGCGGCUGAACAGGACGACAAGUGAUCCUGGAAAGGAAGUACAUUACUGCACUACCAUCACUCAAACUGAAAGUCCAUCCCCAAAACCCUCAAUCACCAAACUCUGUACCACCCAAGUUCAAACAGAGAGCCCACCACCACCUAAAGGUUCAAAGUAUUGCACGACUCAAAGUCAAACUGAGAGUAAACAACAGUCUUUAGGCCCGAGUGACAAACAAUGCACAACUCCAAUUCAAAUCACCAACUCUCACCCAGCCCUACCUCCAAAUGCUGAACAGUGCACCACCCAGAUACAAACAGAGUCACCCCGUCACCUUUCCCCAGUUCAUCAACCUUGCACUACCCAGACACAAACUUGCAGUCCAUGUGCUUCCCCACCUCUGACAGCAACACCCAGCUCAGUGCAAGUUCAAUCUGACAGUCCUGAGCCCCCAACUAUAACUCAAGACCUUACCACCACCCAAACAACUACUGUGCCUUACUGUACCUCCCCUCCACCAAUAAAUGCACUCACAAAGAGCCCUGAACAUUGCGCAAAGCCAAGUUGCUCCUCUGCAACUGAGCCACCUUGCAUCACCCCUCCCCCACCUGUAGCACUGCCCAUUUCUUGCUCAACUGCUGCACCAACAGCCAUCCAACACCCCAUUCCCUAUUAUACUGUUGUGUCACCCCCGACAACCCCGAGUACAGCUGUGGUUUGCGCCACCCCUUCCAUAUCUGCAACACCACAUGCCACUCCAAAGUGCACCUCCCCAAUUCCAAACGCACCUUCACAAUCCCAAAUGGAGGUUAUGAUUCCAAAAGAAUCAUUACCUCCCCAAAUCACUCCAACCUCAGCCAUAACCCCCAGUGUGACCCCCAUCGAGCCCAGCGGUAAUCAAACAACUGCCCCAACUGUGACACAUCAACUACCAAUUGAUGCACCAAAAGCCACACCUCCUAUGAACCCUACACCUUGCACAUUUGUAACUCAAACUGCCAUGUCUUGCACCUCCAUAUCAUAUUACUCCACUACACAUCCAGUUGGUCCUAACGCCCCACAACCAAAUCCUAAUGCACCUACAUAUGCCACACUAAUACAGACUGUAUCUCACUGCAAUAUACCAUGUAAAGCUUUGCAAAAUACCUCUGCUGCCAACACAGGAAUAACCCCCUACUCCUCCCCAGUCCCUAAAUUAAAAUCUUGCACUUCUCCGCCUCCACUUGUGAAAACAUAUGUGUCCACUCUUCCACUUGCACAACAAUGUGCAACACCAACUAAAGCUGUUCCUCUGUAUUCUUCCACAUUUCGUGCCGCACCCCCAUACACUCCCCCCUCGCAGGCCUCCCUCAAUGCUCAGGAUAAGAGGGGCAUUCGACUUCCACCUCCUCCCCCACCACCUCCACCUUACACACCACGCAAAAAGGGAAAUGAUACACCAGGUCCUGCAAUCCGAACACCCAUGCUCAGGGCAGACAGUAAGGCCAGCAAGAAGGAUAAAGACAGGGAGAAGGAGAAAAAGGAAGAUGUAAAAUGUACAGACUCACCCAAGCUCUGUGAGAGAGCCAGCUCUUUGAAGCACAGAGCUCAAACUCCCCCAGUUGCUGUGAUGAAGGGAGAGAAGCAGUCCUCCUCCUCCUCCUCUCCUGCCAAGGCCUGUUUUAAGCCCAGCUGUCUCAGCUCAGCCCAGGCUCAGCUUGGGGCACUACACAAAAUGCUCUGCUCAGGAGCCAAUGCCCGACCCACCACCCCCAACAGCCAACACCCUCUCCCUCCAAACCAGCAGGGUUGCUCUGGAGCAAGACGCUGCUCUGCUUCUGGGGAGCGGCCUACUGCUGGGCCCCUGACUGCCACCCAGGCUGACACACUAAGACAGGUCCAGGAAAUUCUGGGAGGUUUGGUGGCUGGGGCCAGGUGUAAACUUGACCCAGCCAGGGUGACAGAAAAGCUCCUGAGCCCCAAUGGACCCCUACAUGACAUUCGUAGCCUGCAGAACCAGCUUCACAGCCUCGAGGGGGUCCUGGAGACCAGCCAGAACACCAUCAAGGUCCUACUGGAUGUAAUUCAAGACCUUGAGAAGAAAGAAGCUGAAAGGGAUGGGUGAGGAACUGUUUCUUUAUUCCCAAGUAUAAGUUUUAAGAAUGAAGAGGUGAAGUCUGCACACUUUCGCUAAAGCACAAGUAUAAUUUAAUUAUGAUUUAAGCCCCAUCAGGCCUGGAGAGGUCAUAGUACUCAUUCAACUGCAUAGUUACAUGCCAUAACGAUAAGAUAAUCAACACCUCACAGCUCUGAAGGGUUUUCACACUUGGAUUUAAUAAGCCAGCCCAUAGACACAGCUGGGUGCCAAAGCAGAGAGGAGCUAAAAGGCAGGAUGCAAGGGCACAUUUUUUAUAUGGUGCUUUGUGAGAUUAACUUUUGUUUGCAGUCCUCUGUGCAGUAGUUUGGUGUCUCCUAAAUGUUUGCUAAACAUGUUACUGUUACGUAGACUGUUCCAAUUAACCCGUAUUUUAUAUCUCAGUCAUACCUCAGGUGGCCAUCUUCACCACAUGGCCACCGCAUCAACCACGGGUCUUCAAUUAACACUCUAUAUAGGAUUUUAUUUACAUGCAUCCCCCUGUGUUUACUUUCCCUGUUUACUUUCAGUAGACUUUAAAAAACAUGAAAUGAUCAUUACAUAGUUUGCAAACACAAGGUGAAGGCUGACCUCUCACAUCCAUGCUGCAUGGACAGCAGAGCACAGAUUAUGUACAUUAUUUCCAUUAUGGGGUUCUUAGUGCAUCAUUUCUGUAGUUAAUCUUUGAUUAAAAUGACUGCACAGCAGAGCCGCAGAUAACAGUGAAAAAAGAUCAACGUCAUUAACACACAGAUCCACGUUCUGUCUCAUCGCUGCCCUGCAUUAUUAUACUCUGAUGACUACUGGUUCAGCUCUCUCCCAGUCAUUCAUAGCAUGUUAAGGCAUUGAUCUUGAAAUAUUUGAGGGUGUGCACUUAAAUACAGGACAUGCAGAGCAUGAAAAACCGACAGACACACCAGGGAAUUAUCUGUACUUCUACUCACACUAACGUGAAACACUGUCAAACUCGUUGAUCACGUCUGAUACUUAGGUCUUCUCCUCAAUGCAGAAUUGUUCUGUAUUUAACAAUGGCUAUAUCGGUGGUGUACUCAAGAUCUCUGAGGGGCAGGGGCAAGCAAAAAAGGGGCUCUUCCUGCACACAGACAGCUGCGAUUAAAGAAGAUCGUCCUUGAGCAGCAUUUUUGAAGACCUUAAUUUUUCAUCCUUCCUCGACAAUCUGUAAUGACAGGGAGGUUGCACCGUCCCAGUUCCAGCCUGUUAGAAAUAAAGGCAGGCAAAAAUUAGAUGAAAUUUAGUCAAUUAAAUUUCAGGUGCACAUUAGGUAGAGUUCACAGGAUUUAAGUAAUUUUCCAACCCCCUGAUACCCACAGCUAAGGGUUCAUUUAGACAUACUGAGGCACAAGGACUGAGAGCAGGGCCUCCCCCAGUAAGUUUUUAAUGACUAAAAAUAAAUACCCCGCAUUUUUGUAAAUAAAUAAUAAAGAAAACACAAAAUGAAUGACACACAAUUGCACAUAAUUGUUUUUUUCCCACACAUAAAGGUAUUAGGGGAUGUCUUUCCCCAUCUCAAGUACACCAAAGACUAUGUCUUCAUAUGUUAAUUUAAAAAGUAGAUUAAAAAAUACUGAUUUCAGAAGAUAAGGUGAGAAAAAAAUUAAAUCGGUCAUGAGAGAGGGAAAAGACAAACUCUUGGGUCACCUCCCCAAUCAUGUCAUUAAGGAAUCAAUGAUGAAGCAGAUAAAGAGAUAGUGAAUCAUCUGUAUCUUCACUGUAAUUACAAAUAAUGGAAGACAGUAGGACUUAUAUGCCCAUUGAUUGUUAUCAUAGAUAUUUAAAUAAUAUUUCUGAAUAGAUUACUUAAACGCAGUCUCCUCCAGUGUAUGCAGACAUGUUUUAUCCAGUAUUUUUGCGUGCACUUCAUUUUAGUGAAUAUACUGUUUCUACGUGCUGGAAUAACAAGUAAAUUCAAAUUAAGGAUUUAAAUUAAAAAAAUCAAGCGGGGGGGUCUGUUAUCUCAUAUUAUCAUUGAUGUGGAUACAGAGAGAGUAGGCAGUCCUAAUACUGGCCCAGUACACAUGAGCGUGCACUAUCAGACCAGUGUGGGCAAAUGUCUCUGUGCAGACCACAUCUUUAUCUGGAUUGACUGACCCGAUUUCAGCACACAUCCAUGUGCUUUCACACCUGCAGUUAAGGCUUGUCAAUAGUAAUCUGAUAAUAACAAUAGGGUCAGACUGUCAGAGUCUCCAUGGACAUUCCAGUGUCAUAAAAAUGUUAUAUAUUGUAAAGAUCUCUCAAAUGGUUUGGCUUUCAUAACACACAACACAAUGUUACACAUGUAUAAUAAAAUUACAAACCAAAACUGAUAUCUGUAAGCGUUAGCCCUGCAUGGAUUGAGAUUUAGUUUGAGGCUUUAAGUGCUAACUUGGAGUGGACUUUUCUUGCUCCAGUGAAAGCACAUUGGAAAGGUGAAAAGUCUAUCCAAUGUGUUUCAAUCCUGAGUUCCCAUAUUGUAGAGUACAUGACCCAGGUUCAAUAUUAUUCUUUGCACCACAAGUCCAAGGUGUGUGUGUGUUCAAAGAAGGUGUUAACAGAAGUGUGAAAUGCAGCGUAGCCUACGGUUAAAUCUGGGUUUUUAAGGGGGGCUUGUCCUGGUUGAAAUGUAGUGUGAAAGUCCUGGGCCAAAAGAAGAGCUUUCCCACAUUUGAAGUUGUAAAUGUGAAAAGACUGGAGGCCUGAGGCUAAUGGGGCUGUAAACCCUCCUAACACCGGAGCUCUUAACCCAGAGGCCUAGAGAAGUGUAAAGAGCCUUCUGCUAAUCUGUGGCCAAAAUUUACAUCAAACUCUCUCCUUCAGAUAGAUAGAUAAAAACAUAAAUACAUAGAUAGAUACAUAGAUGCAUAGAUAAAUAGAUAAAAACAUAGAUGCAUAGAUAGAUACAUAGAAAAAUAGAUACAUAGAUAAAAACAUGACGCAUAGAUUCAUAGAUAAAAACAUAGAUGCGCAUGGAUAAAAACAUAGAUGCACAUAGAUACAUUGAUAGAAAACAUAGAUGCAUAGAUAGACACAUAGAUGCAUGGAUACAAAGAUGAAAACAUAGAUGCAUAGACACAUAAAUAAAAACAUAGAUGCAAAGGGUUCAUAGAUAAAAACAUAGAUGCGCAUAGAUACAUAGAUGUGGCAAACAUUUACUCCAAACUUUCUAUAAACAUAGACAACAUAGAUGUAUCAAGGGAUGCAUAGAUACAUAGAUAUACAGAUGCAUCCAUUCAUAGAUAGAUACAAAGAUGCAUAGAUUCAUCGAACUAUAGACACAUAGAUAAAAACAUAGAUGCGCAUAAAUAGAUUAAUAAAAACAUAGAUACAGAGAAACAUAGAUAGAUGCAUAGAUUCAUAGAUAAAACAGAGAUGCAUAGAUAGAUUCAUAGAUGCAUAGAUACGUAGAUAAAAACAUAGAUGCAGAGAUACAUAGAUGUGGCCAACAUCUAAGUCAAACUUUCUCUUUCAGAUAGAAAGAAACAUUGAUAAAUCAAUGCAGGCAUAGAUACACAGACAGAUACAUAGAUGCAUAGAUACACAGACAGAUACAUAGAUGCAUAGAUACAUAGAUAGAUACAUAGAUGCAUUGAUAAAAACAGAUGCAUAGAUUGAUAGAUACACUGUUGCGUAGAUACAUAGAUAAAAAAUGGAUGCAUAGAUACAUCGAUAAAAACAAGGAUAUGUAGCUGGAUAGAUACAGAGAUGCAUAUAUACAUAGACAGACAGAUAGACAGGGAAUUAGAAUCAAAUGAACUGAUGGACUAUGUCGCAGCCUUGGUGUCCAGUUCACUGUUUCAUUCACUAGGUAAUUUCUCAAUCUUCUUCCCUCCUCAUAAAAGCAAAUGAAGAGCAGACAUGAAAACGUGACGGCAGCUGACAAGCUGAAAUAAGCUGGUUUUCAUUGGCUGAUUACAUUUCAAAAAGAGGAGCAUCUACAUCAGUGCUAAUAACCUCUCUGCAUCAUGUGCCGUGAAUACUAAAGAUGGAUGGCUGUUGUGCCUGAGCUUUGCUGUGAUGUGGCCCCCCUUUUUUUAUAGCCAAUCCUGGCUCUGUGAAUACUUCGGCAACAAAGUGUGGACAGUACACAAUUUCAAUUUUGGUGCAAAUGAGAGGGCAAUAGAAAGAGAGAGAGAGAAGUAACAAAAACAGCAGGGUGAGAAAAUGAAACACUACACUGGUAUGCAAGACAGAAGAGGGGGGCUGUUAUUAUUUUUAUGGAGAUUCGUGUUAGUCAUGUGACUCAGUCACAACUCUUGAUGUGCUGAAAAAUUCACGUCAGGUCAGACCACAGGGAGCACUUUUGGAGCUCGAUUUCACCCAUUUCGCAGCCGCUGUUUUCACUCAUGCAUGUAUGUAGCAGGCGGGAAUAGAUAGGAAUCAGCAUGCAGCUGUCAUCAUGUUGGUGGUUUCAUAUGCCUCUUAGUGUAAACCUUUUACCAUUCUCGUCAAGACUUUAAUUAAUCUCCUUCCCACAUUGUAAGCUUCUUAGUAAUUUCUCCCGCCUUAUCACACCAAAAUUGGAACAGAUAGACAAGGAUAGAUGUGUGUCUAUGAAUCCAUGGAAAGGCUUGACUGAUAUCUGAGCAGCAUAAUCCAAAUCAUGCUGGUAACGCUGAUGCUAACACUAUACUUUGCAGUCUUUUAAACAUAUGACUGCAUGGCCCUCCAUCUCAUAAAGUGACAUAUCUUGCGUGUUCCGGUACAAGAAAUCAGUGACAGGGCUAAGUCUAAUGCAUGCAGACUUGACUUUUACCUCAUAAGCAUUAUCUUAUGCCCGGAGUGAUGUAGUGACUCAUGUUUUACGUAACCGCCGGAGCCCGUUGGAACAGAGAAUCAUUCAUUAAAAAAUGAUCAGGGGUGAUUUCAGAAGGGAGAUUGCUUUAUUUGUAGGGAAGUAAGUGCCAGAAAUUUGGUCCAACGGGGGAAACCAUAACCUGAAUAUGUCUCCUGCAAGCACACACGCACAUGAAAAUCACUCUUGUACCCCUGAUAUGUCAUCUCCGUGCUUCUCCACAGAAGACAUUCAUACCGAACCGGACAGGACAUUGAGAACUGUGGGACCUGCAGGGACUGCGCCUGCAUCAUCUACAGGUAUGGAAGCAUGAAUAUCUACAUAUUUAUCACUUCUUUUACAUUGGAGCACUGGGCGCUCAGUGCGUGUCUAGGUGCACAGUUAUGUGCAUCAUGCUGUCAUUUUCAAUCACAUCACUUUUGGGAGGGAGUUCAGUUUUACGACUUGGAAGGAUUUGUCUUUCUGCUCGGUGUGACAGCACAGCCGGAUGCAGCACGUUGAGUGUGGCCACUCAUUGUACAAACACUGCUGCAGGUUGAGCACAGUUAUGAGGGAUUUGUAAAGACUCAGUGGCCGCACACGCAAGCUCUCGAAUGCAGACUGUCAGGUUUAAUGAUGCGAACACAAACACAGACUUUGGUCAUGCAUUCCUGUGCCCACUUUUUCUCUCUUCCUUUACUUUUACUUCUAUGCUUGUCCUUCUAGAAACAGAUCCAUACAGAAGCACAAGGUAUCAAGUACACACUAAUACAUCCACACAUAGAUGCACACAGUACUCAAAAUACAGCACACACACACACACACACACACACACACGCUAAACACAUAUUCAUGCACAUUUGCAGAGUUACUGCGUAAUUAUUCCGCUCUGAGAUUUCAAUUGAAAUCAAUUAAUUAACAAACAGGAUUUCACACUUUACAGGAGGGUGAAGGAAGGCAGGAUGAAAAGUGUGGAUUGCUAUAAAAUUAAAAUCCCUGUCUCUUACUUGUAAAUGUCAAAAUUGCAUGAAAAAUUAAUAUGGGUUAUUAGUGGAAAAAUAAAUCUUGUGGAGGCAGAGGAAAAAGACAUAGAGACUUUAUUCAGAGUGAUUUCCUGUUCAGAUAUAUUUUAAUUUUCUCUAAGUGAUCAUUUUUCACUCGGGUAACAUUUUUAUCUUUACUCUCUAUUUUUCAAACAUCUGGUUCUGGACGCAUUUUGUGUAAAUUGGACAUUUAACUAUAUUUGACCUUUAAAAAACAUGUUAGAUUUUUUUUUUCUCUAUUCAUUUGUAUAUUUUAGCUUUCUCUGACACUGUAAAACAUCUGAUCUUAUGUAUAUGCAGUAUUUUUAGACAUGUCAUGGUGUCAGAACCUACAUAUCAUAUAUUUUAUCAUCCUGUCUGAGACACUAUGAAAGCCUGUUUGACACAUACUUAAUUUUUUAAAGUUAUAAUGUCAAAACCUCUAUAUCAUGUUUAUUUCCUGUCUGAAAUAAUUGAAAAGCCAUAUAUAUAUAUAUACAGUAUAUGGCUUUUCAAGUAUUUCACAGUAUGUUUUUUUAGGGCAGAUGCCAAUACCAAUUAUUGGGGGGGGGGAAUCCAAUUACCGAUUAAUCUGCCAAUUUUUUAUGUUUUUUUAUUAAGUUAUAAAAAAUAUAUAUAUACUGCAGAUAUCUACAGUAUACUAUAUAGUAUACUAUAUACUGUAGAUAUACUCUAGGCUACUGCUCUUCACGCUUACAGGAAGACCGACUGAUCAUACUUGGACGAGAAAAGCGUUUUCAACUACCCUCAUUGUCAUGAGGUCGCUGCACCAUCUACAGGAUAAGUCGGGGAACUUUUCAAGUGGCGAAACAUUUUUGAAGUGAAACUGAAUCUUAUUCUCAGCAUUUUAUUUCUGAAAAUAUCGUCGAAAACCGAGAGUUUUGGCCGUUUACCGAUUAGUCUCAAAUGGGCUAAAAUUGGCCGAUUAAAUCGGCUUGCCGAUAAAUCGGUUGGGCCCAAACAUACAGUAUAUCCAAAUCUAUCUAUCUUUCUGUAUAAAAAAAUAAAUACAUGUAGAUAUAUAUGUAGAGAGAGAGGCAGAGGCAGAAAGAUAGAUAUAAACACAGAUAGACUGAUAUACAUAUAGAUAGCUAUCAAUAAAGAUACUGCACACUAUUACUGCACACUUAGAUAUUGGUAAAGAUAUGUAGAAGAUUUAUAGACAUAAAAAAGAUAUAGAAAAACAGAGAGAGAGCGAGAUGGAUAGAUGUGUACACAUAUUUACAUACAUAUAGAUAUAAAUAAAGAUUGAUUUAUUGAUCGAUUUAGAUUAAAAUAGCUUUACUCGUCAAUAUUUAAUAUCAGAUUGGUACGAUUACUCCAUAAGAGAAUUGUGUUAUAUUGGAAUACUAAGGGUUAUAUUUUGACCACAAAGCAGUUUUCAGAUUGAAACCACAAAAUAACUGUUCUUAGAUACAUUUGAUUCACAUCAGUAUAAGAAGAUACUGACUUUUUUUGUUUCUGCCAUAAUGUAAUCAGUGAAAUCCAUUUAUCCACCUUGGUCAGUGAUGUGAUUUAACAUCAGCUCUUAGAGUUAAGAUCCAGAUUAACUCAGGUCAUCCACCAUGUUUUGUGAGCAACAUGUUUGUUAGGCUAUAAUUGAUGUUGCUGAUGAAGGUAUCUAAGGCUGCUGUGUAGCAAACAUGAUACUGAUUGCACGUUGCGCUCAGUCAGAACUCUGAUUGAUUAAACUUCCAUGUAAACACCUUUGAGGGGUAAUGUUUGUCAUAAAUCUGGGGAAGCAUAACUCAAUUAAAAGGACAACUUUCAUCAUCAGUCAUCUUAAUUGUGGACUGGAGCUGUGAAAUGUGGCGUGUGUGCACCUCGGACCGAUUGCUCUCGGUGAUUUGAUUGUGUGUACUCACCUACUCACUCAUUUAUUAUUUAUCACUCAGAGGCGCUAAUAAGGUGUUUCCUGUAGCUACAACACAGCAUCAACACAACCUCAUCAUGAAAGAAAUGAAAUUAUCACUCAAGCUGAGUCCAAUGAAAAUACUGUUAUAAUACGGUUACUCUCUGUAACAAUAUUUAUACUGUUUAUCAAAACUCCUCUAACAAGAAACGAGGAAGGAGAGGAGAGAGUGGGGAAAGACAAGGAGAUAGUCAGUCGAAGAUAAGAGAGAUGAGAGAGGGGGAGAAUCAAGGAGAAAGAUCUGAGAUCUGAAAUAUAACAAGAGAGAGAGGAACCUAUAAAGAAAAUGAUUCAUCCAGAAAAUCAUCACAGCUUCAUCGUGAAAGAUUAAAGAUUGCAGAGAGUGUUACAGUUCACGAAGAACCAGCAGCUUCGCAUUUUAAACAAAAGAUACACAGAGAGAAAAAAAUGAGGAGAAUUGAUGGUUUUUCUUUACGUCGUGCUUUAUCAUCAUGUCUUUUGACAUAUAGCGCUCCAUAUUUCACUGCUUAGUCAACAUCUCACGUCUACUCCUUCAUGGUCAGACAAACUCUUAUCACUCAAUCGACCUGUCAAGUCGACAUGCUUCUUUCAUGUGUGACAAGAGGAUUUCCCCGCUUUGAAAGGGGAGGAGAUUUUCAUUUUCUUUGCGGCUCUACUUGAGCCAAGUCUGAAAGGAGAAUUUGGCAGCAGUGGAGAAAAAAAAGGUGUUUAAAGAGAAGGGGAAAAAAAAGAUCAAGUGAAGCCUGAAAAGGACUGAGUGAUGGAAAAGCCAUGAUAUGUGACAGGACAGAUUCCAUCAAUUAAAAAAGCCUCUUGUAGAAGUCUGAGUCCUCAAAGAAAGGCAGAGCUCAGCACACUACUAAACUAUUAAUCUAGCUGAGAGCUUGGACAGGAUUUAUACGGGGGAGAAAAACAAAAUAAUAUGCAUUUCAAAGUCAUAGAGCCACCUAUAGAAAUGACUCACAUAAAUUGAAUAUCAGAAAACCUUUUAUUUCAGGGCUGCCUUUGAGUCUAUACUUCCAUUCAGUUUUAUAAAGUCUUUCAGGUCUCUUUAGGUCAUUUUUUUGCUUACAGGCUCAUGAUAAAACAGGAUCUUCUAUCCUUAAAUUGAUUUAUCAUUUGUCUUUGAUUAUGUGAUGUACCACCUGAAUGGUAGAGAUGCUUUGUGGCUGCAGUAAUUAUGAGGGAAGCAAAACAUAGGAGGUUGUCAAGAGUCAUAGUUGACACACUUAAUUCAAUUCAAUUCAAUUCAUUUCAACUUUAUUUAUAUGGCACUUUUCAUACAAAAGGAGAUGCAAUUCAAAGUGCCUCACAGAGGCUAAAAACAAAAAUAAAGACAAAAACCCAACCCUUCCACCCACCCACACACCCAUGGACCCACACACACACACACACACACCCAUGGACCCACACACACACACACACACACACACACACACACACACACACACACACACCCUCACAUACACAAACACACACAACCGCACACAGUGUGAGAAUUUAAGAUAAAAUUUUAAAGAGACAUGGCCUGACACCGAGACAUUUCAUGAGGAACGAGCUACCUUUAGGAAACACUGGAGAUAAAAAUAAAGAUAAAAAUUGUGAAAAGAGUAAAACCUGAUGGACUUAAAUAAGAAAAUAAUAAUAUUAAAUGAACAAAUAAAUAAAAGGGGUAAAAGAAGUAAAAACCUGUGACAGUAAAUUAAAAAAUGCUAAGAACAGAGAUAAUGAAUAGAAUGACAUAAGAUAAACAUUAAGAACUUUGAUUAAAAUGAACAUUUGCAGUAAGAGAAGUCUAAAAUGGCAAUUAGUAAAAAGCCUCUAAGAUCAAUCAAUCAAUCAAUUCUAAUUUUUUACAACACCAGAUUAUACAGACUUAAGGUCCUUACACACCGGAAACAACACAAAUAUAGAACGCAAAAUGACGAAAUAUUCGGAGGUGAAUUUUGACGCGCCUGACUAUACACAUCAAGCCCGAUGCGAUUUUGCGCGGCCCGGGUGAUUGUUUUUCAGUUCUGAUUAGACACUAGUGUUGAGAUGUCUGUCUGUCAUGAUAGCAUGUACUGAGUCGGGGCGAGUACCAGAUAAGCACAUUAAACUAUAAUCCAUAAACGUAAGGUAACAACUGAGACCUAAUGGUGCUGUGACGGCAACGCGAUUGAGUUUGAGACAGUGAAAAUUCAUAUGGUAUGUUGUAUCUGAACAGGUUAGCUUAUGAGCUAAAGUUACUUAGCACAGAUGAAAAUUAAAACAAAGAUGUUUAGCAAACAGUUAAAGCACACAAACCAUCGUCAUAUGAGAGAUCCGACGCUAUGACUCUCCACAAGUUGUCCUUCAGGUCGUUCUCUUUGUAAUGUUUGUGUCUUUUAUCAAAAAGCACUCUGUUCUCCAACACGUAAACAAUCAGCCGGUCGAGUGUUGGAUAUACCGGUGAAUCUGACGACGCAACAACAUGAAAUCUGAUUGGUCAGGAGUGGACACACACAGUAUGCUAAAUUUUAGAAAAAUCGACCGUGAAAUGAAAAAAUAAAUGCCACAGUAUCACAGGACGGGAAAACGUCGCUGAUGUGAACGCUUGUAUUGACAGGAUACGGGUUCAAAAAAGAUAUUGACGUCCAAAAUAAUCACACAAUAAAAACGGUCCCGAUGUGAAAGGACCUUUAUGGUGAGAAUGCCAAUAAUAACCCAAUUUUGGGAAAAAUAAACAAUCAAAAUAAAAAUUCGAUAACGAUAAUAUGAGCAGGACUCAUAUUGAAAGUUUUAGCAGUUACAGUUGGAUAGGAAGCAGCUGGUUUUCUGCAGCAACAAUUCACAGGAAACUCUGAGGAUCUCUAAGAGUCUCCAGGAGUAUAUGCCUGCUAACAUUAAUAAGUUAUAAAGAUCUGAAGCUUGUUAAAUUUAUUAAGCCUAAUAUUCAACAUAGCUAGGGGCUGGUCUGAGUCUAAACUGCAAGGGUAAUUAAAAAAGAAAGUAUUAAGUGCACUCUUGGAUCAUUCCUAAUAACUGAAGACUAAACCUCCAAAACUACUUUUUAAGAUUUAAAGCUCCAAUAGGGACUUUUUUAUACAUAUGAAACAGACUUGAAAUCAAAUUAAUGUCUUUUUGCGAUGUCCAAAAGCAAUCAAGACUAUCAGGGACAAGAUUGAUGAUUUUUAUUAUGUAAUUUUUAUGCCUACUCGUGCACAGGGGUAGGUGUAGAAACAACCCUGUUUUUAAAAAAUCCCCCUUAAUUAUUCACAAUAACUAAUAGGGCUGGGCGAUAUAGCCUCAAAUUAAUAUCACGAUAUAUUAAGCAGUCAGCCUCAACAAUGAUAAAUGGAAAAUAACUACUCCACAAAUUGCUCACCCCCUCCCACAUUAACUUCAUCUACUUCGGCCACCGCUCCUGCCGCUACAACUUUUGAACCGUCCUCCAUCUCCUCACCUGUCUUUCCCUCUUCGUUACGGACUGGAUGGCGUGGGGUCAAGUCUCUGACAUAGGACAACGUCUUAAAGGGACAUGAGACCAUAGCCUACCUAAACACAUCCAAAACCAACUUUUAUUUAUCUAUUUUCUGACACCGAAUAUAUUGACAUGGGCAACACACAUACUUGUGUUGGCAGUCGUGGCCAAAGGAGGAUUCAGACAAUUUUCUGUACUUUCUGGUUGGUUUAUACUGUCUGAUAUUGUAACACGCUAACUUAGUUUGGGCUUGUGAAUGACACGGGGUAGCAGCGUCUGCCUCACAACAUGGGGGAGCAGCAUCUGCCUCACAACCAAUCAGGUUGGGGGAGGUGGAGAAUGGUUUUGCUUACAGUCAGAAAGAGCGGAGCGCUCAAAAAAUUUAAAACGUUGACUACACAGACAAAACAAAACACAGCGUUAUCAAUAUGUUCCUAAAUGUCAUCAAUAACUAAUAGCUAUUGACUGAUAUUAGAAGCUUUUUGUAUAUACACCACAAAAAAAGAUCCUUAUUUAACAGAUUCCUGCCUACCCCACCUUUGAGGUACAGUUCUUAAAGUGUAGAGCCAGUAAACAGCACCCUAAUCCAGGCAUAUAUGUGACUAAAUGUCUUUGAUAAGGGGGUAUGUAGCAGCUAAAUCACGACACAUUUUCCCUUAAAACAGUGGUGGUGCUAACUCUGAGGUCUAAUGUUCAUAAUUACAGAAAUUAACACUUGUACACAGCGAGCAAGGAUGCGUGGAUAAGCUCCUCAUUUGUUCUACUUUUAAAUGGUCUCACAUUACAGGAAGAAUAAUGCAUGAUUCAUAUGAUGAUAUUUAUCAGAUAGCAGUAGCGCAUAAACUUUGUGUUAAUGUGACUAUGAUUUCACAGGAUUGUUAAUCACUGCAUUAUUCUUUUUGCUCAUGGCGAAUGGUACGUAUGGAAAAAAGUGCCAAGGUCUAAGAAGAAAGUGUGCUUCCUAAUCCCUGUGGAGUGCACAGAGAUGGCAGCCUAAUCAAAUCUGCACUUCGCUGCUUUAUCUCUGCUUCCGCUUUGUCUAUUGCUCGAUCACGCAUUUCAGGAGGAGCUCGAUGGGAGAUGGAUUAAUGACUCUCUGGACCGUACGCUUUUCAGCCAAACUACGAGUCCACUAAGAGUUUCUUUUUUUACAAACACAAUCUGUCAUUGCCUUGACUGAACAGCAGAUGAUUGAGAAAAAAAGGGUGCUGAGGAAGCACUCUUCCUCUUUCUGUCUCCCUCUUGUUGGGGAUGCCAGUCAUCCUUGUUUGAAAUCUGUACUGCGGCCUCGUUUCACACUCGUAUUGUUUUCUCUCUCAUUUACAGCCUGUGCUGCCUUUUUUGAGCAUCCUGUUUGUCAAUGACUGCCUCUUCACAUCUGUGUUAUGCAUAUGCAUGCCAGGCGUAGUGGCGUUGGUGGUGUUGGUGGUGGUGAUGGUAGGGUGGAGGUUUCAUCCACUGAGACUCGUAGGACGAAGGCUGCAGACGGAUCCAUUAGGAGGGCUUUGAGACGAACAUUUUGUGACAGCGCCUACAGUAACAACUCAUCACCACACACCCAUCAUGAAUCAGCGCUUCCUGACGCACAUCUUCGCUGACACGACAACGCAUGACGGACCUGGAAACUUGCACGCUGUCCUUCGAUUGCGAUAGACCAGAGAGUGAGUUGGUGGAGCAUAAGAGAGUCUGGGCACAGGGGAGGGAAAUUUUGGAUGACUCUUCAUGCAUAUCAAUAUCUCCAACUUUUUUUUUCUCUCCCGCCGUGUAUCCCUCAGUGAUUCGUACCUCUUCCUCUCUCUUUGCCUAACUCUGGUGUGCGGUGAAAUAUUCAUCUGCAUUAAAAAUUCAUCACAGUGGCUUUAAAAGAUUUUAAAAAGUAAUAAUAGUGUUAAAAGAGACCCGGAGACAUGGCUCCUUUGGCUCGGUGCGGUAGAGAGAUGACUGCCAGACACGUUUGUCCCCAAUGAUGGCGCAGUACUGCUUGUCUUGCAUUGUUAGAUAAUAUAGCCUGAUGGGCAUGUGCAGAAACAACAUGAAGAGCAUUUUUUUGUGGGUUAAGGUUUAGGAAACUGUUACCCUUAGUUUUACUUCCAUCCACCAGCCUUUUUUUUUCAGUAUGACCCAAACCGCACAGUACAGAGUGACACUUAACACUGAAGGCACCUCUCAGCAGUGCCCUUUGUUGUACUAUUCAUUCAGAUGAACAAGGCAAAAGUGGGGGAAAAAAAACUUUAUUUGAGACAGCUGUGACGUUAGGAUGGGCCAAAAAAUGGGGGUUAGGAAGAAAACAUGCAGACAGGUAGUCAGGGAGAUGGAGAAACAGCAAAAGGUCUCUUUAAUAGAAGCUGUAUACAGAUAAACAGAAGAGGCUUUAUGUACAGCUAUAUUAGCGUUACAACAAGUAGGACCACAACAUAAUAAUAACUUUAUUUUUAUAGCACGUUUAAAAACAAAAGUUUACAAAGUGCUUUGACGAACUGUCUUAAAGCACAGAACAUUAAGCACAUGGAAAUAAAAACAAAUAAAAAACAAAAGCUCAGUUAAAAACAAGGCCUCUGAAUUGAAGGCCAAUUUCAUUUGUCAUAAGAAACCCAGACAAUACAAGAACCUUACAACAUAAAAUGUGACCAUGAGGACCAAAAUGUAAAAACAUAAAAUAGGUAAGAAAAAGCAAUGUAAUAAAAAAAGGGGGGGUAGAAAACCGGAAACAGGCUAGUAAAUAGAAAAAGACGAUGUUAAUAAUGAUAAUAAAAACUGUUUAAAUUUAAUUAAAACAUGUUAAAUUAAACAAUAGCAAUACAUUUAAUUUUCCUUAAAAAGUUUGAACUUGACUGGAUUAACACUUUUUAAGGAAACUUUUUACUUUUACUCCACUACAUUUAAAACAAAAUCAGCAUACUAUGAACCACAACAUUUCUACAAAUAUUCUCAUAACUCACUUCUUUUGCUUUGAGGCAAGUAAUGAGUUUUUCCUUUUCUAAAAUUUAGUACAACAGACUAAAAAGACUGUGUUUGAGUAGCUUGGUGCAUGGUUUGUCUGAGUGGCGUUGUAUGUGCCCGUACGUUGCGAGUCUUCAUUAUAGUCUACCAUAAUUUGCCCUUUAACCUGAUCCAACAUGUCCAGCAUUCUUUAACCAGGCUGUGAAAAUGUUUGUUUUUACUCUAAAAAUUGGCUUGUUUUUUGGCUUAGUGUGGAUGGUUUCUGUGGCCUCUGCAGCCUGCCUCAAGGGGACACUGGCGGAACUGCAGUUUUUAGCACGUCUGCAUCAAUUUCAUUUCUUGAGAUGUUGUAAGUUCUCAUCAUCAUUUAGAUUCAGGUUUUAUUCUGACUUUAUCUUUAAAACACUGUUUGAAUACUUUUUCUUUUUUUCUAAAAAAACAAGUACUCCUGUACUUCAACCACAACAACUUUUACUUAAAUUGGCCUACUUCGACUCAAGUGAUGAAGCUGUAGACUUUGCCAACCACUGUAAAUGAAUACAACUAAAAUAAUGAUCUGAUUACAUGAAUUUAUGACUCUCAUUAUAAGACAACUUUAUCCCUCCUCCUCUAUUCAAGAUGAAGCUUUGAAAGAAUUUCAAAAAAAGAAAAAAAUGUCAAUUCUUAUUUAAAUUAAUGAAAAACAAGCACCUUGAUUUAUUUUAGCAUUACAUUGUGACACUGAAAUGUAAUUAAAUGUGAUCAUGUAUAAAUGAAGCUCUUAUGGUAGCAGUAUUUUAAUAUCUCCCAAGCUUAAAUAACCUGAGGUAUAUUGGAGGGAUGACAGGUUCACUAAUGGGUGUACUUUCAUUCUGUUUUUUAUUAUCAAUCUCAUCUUCUCUGGCUCGCUAUCUUUUGACUUUACUCCCCGUGACACCAUAUCUCUUGGAAGUGUCACAGUCAUUUAAUGUCUCUGUUGAUUUAAUAACCAAUUUCUGCGAAAAUGCAAUAUACCUCCGCUUCAGUUGUUGAUUACCACGUGUUACUUUUGAGGAAGUUAUUCACCUUGUCGUUCCAUUUUUCAAGAACACUUUCUUUACAGAUAUAAAGCAUUUGUUGUGACAAAUUCUUUCGUUUACUGACUAAAUCUCAGUUUUAAGAUGUCAAUUUUUUUAUAGAAUUGUUAAGAGGAAAAAGACUCGACCUGUAAUUGGGUCGAUAUUAUGGAUUUUUUGGGGACGAUGCAGAUACCGAUUAUUAGGGAGGGAGGAAAUCCAAUUACCGAUUGAUCGGCCGAUAUUAUUAACUUUUAUGAAGUUAUAAAAAAAAAAUAUAUAUAUAUAUAUACACUGUAGAUAUCUACAGUAUACUAUAUACUGUAGAUUUUAUACUAUAUACUGUCGAUUUACUGUAGGCUACUGCUCUUCAUGUCAACAGGAAGACCGACUGAUCAAACUCGGAUCAGAAAAGCGUUUUCAAAGCAGGGAACAUCGUGAAGUGGGUUGAACUGAAACUUGUUGACUUAUUGUGUAUUUCACAAACUAGUUUAUUUACCGUUGAGGCGGACCACUCUCCUCCGUGCGUCCCUGAGCUGCUUGCUUCAGAUCCCUCACUCUGCUGUGUUGUGAGGUAGUUAGUGGAUGAAGAUUGUCAUGAGGUCACUGCGCCAUCUACAGGAUAAGUCGGGGAACUUUUCAAAUGGCGGAACAUUUUUGAAGUGAAACAGAAUCUUAUUUUCCGCAUUUUAUUUCUAAAAAUAUUGGUGAAAAUCAGUGAGUUUUGGCCGAUUACUGAUUAGUCUCAAACGGGCUGAUAUUGACCGAUCUAAUCGUCUCGCUGAUAAAUUGGUUGGGCCCUAGUCCAUAUGGUAUAAGCUCUAUCAAUAAAGAAAAUUUUAGCCUUCUGUUAAGGGGGGGUAGCUUCCCCUUGCACAGAAAGAGACGAUUCCACUCGCAGGUUUCUCCUCUUGGAGAUUUCAGGUGUCAUGAGCAGAUCUACGUUUGGAGGUGUAAUUUUCGAGAGGGGUGAUAGGCCACGUUGAGCUGUAAAGAUAUGGUGAUUCCCAGCCUACAAGACAGAUGUAGACCAGAGAGGAAGGAUUGCACCUUCUACUCUUGAUUUUAUAUUAAAUUGGUCAGAACAAGGUGCAGAGUCUUUGCUGUCACUCAUUCAGUGUGAAGAGCUGUGGGCUGUGGUGCAUGGAGGCCUCAUUCACACACCUCAUGCCCUCUAUAAUGUGCUUCAGUCUCCAGAGUGCUACUUCUCAGCUUGGGCUCACGUUUCCUUUCACCACCUUUGAUUCACUUUCUCAUGUGGCCCAGAAAGAGCAUAGCAGUCCAAUUCAAAUACCCUCCACGGGCUCCCAACACUGGCCCAAAGCUACUGACAGCUUCUCAUUGUCCUGUUUUUUAUCCGGAGGAAUACGGUGCUCUACAGACAUCAGAAAGAGGCGCCUUUUCCAGUAGAUUGCUUGUGUCACUUCCUCCACUCUCUCCCCACAUUUCCCCAUUUUUCUGCGCUUUGAAUAUAAAUACAUUUCACACCUAAAUGGGGUUGAGGAGAAGUGGUGCAAACUCACAGCAGGGGAGAGGGGUGAGAGGAGAGGAGCGUCAGGGAGGAGGAGGUGUGGAGGAAAGAUUGCCCAGGCAAAGACUUACAGCUUUGCUUUUCCUUCCACAGUCAAAUGAACCAGAACCCAAGGUGUUUCUGCGCAGUUUAUUCAGGGAAACCAAAAUCCACACUAUACAUAGAGGGAGCAAAUGAGCAGAAACUUGUCCAAAAUAAAUCCGAGCCCUAGUGUGCGCACUUUUAGCUGAGCUCCUCAGCACACAGUGAUGUGCAAGCAAAUUAUAGAUGAACUUCUCAUGUUCACGGUCACAAAGAUAUUUCUGAACCUGUAUCCAGCCUCCAGCCGUUCAUUAAACAUUGACAGUCCUCUGCCAUUAUCAUAACAGGGAGUGAAAAGACCUGACUGAAUAGAAUAUAAGAUGAAUUCCCAGGAAAAAAAAAUAGAGUUUAAGAGAGAGGAGGAGGAGGAGAAGGAGAGGAAAAGUGCAUCUGCAUUUGAAGAGGCAACAAAGUCUAAGCAAAGCGACAGAAAGAGGAAAUGGAGCAGAGGAUACGUAACAGUGACAGAAAAAAAUGUGUUUUUGUGCAAGCACAUAAUAUGAAUUUAAAGAGGUAACAGUGAAAAGCAAAGACAGGCAGCCAAGGGUUCAGGGUUGAACAAGGGCGUUUAGCGAGUCCUGAUCUCAUGAACAACAGUCAAUUUUUUCCAGUUUCUUCAAAUCUUUAUUAUUGAUCGUAACCCUGGUAUUGGCUUUACUAUAAAUUGUCUCAGAGGACGAUAAUUAUAGGAUUGAAAAGGUUCUAACUAGUGAUGUACCUGAAGAGAGACAUCAUCUGAAUCUAUGGCUAUCCUUAGCUGGACAGAGACGAUUUCAGGCAGAGCAGACAUCUUUUUCAGGGGAAAACUUUCACAACUAACUUUACAAUACCUGAUCAGAGCCAAACAGUAGAUGAACUACUCUGCUCCUCAGAAAUGUUUUAUUGCAAACACUUCAUAUCCUGGGUUGUGUUCCUGGCAGCACUUCCUCAGCAGUAUGAAGGGAUGGGUUAUUCAUCCUCGUGGUCCGAUGAAGUGCAGAACUUCUCUUGUCUUUUUGUCUACCACUUCUGGAGCAUUUGUUUUAAGUGUCUAACUAAGUUCAGAUUUUCAACCACAUUUUUUAGUAAUGUCAGAUAUAGCUUACCGCAACAGUGGCAGAUGACCUAAUCGGUAACAACAACUCAAAGUUGUCCUGCUCAAACAAAAAAAGCAGAAAGCUAUGAUGUUAAACUCAGUGCGUUUACAUGCACAGCUUAAGGUCUUUACACACCAGGACCAUCGCAAAUAUACGACGCGAAAUUACGAAAUAUUUGGAGGCGAAUUUUGACACGCCUGACUAUACACAUCAAGCGCGAUGCGAUACUGACUGUUUUUAGUUCUGAUUAGACACUUGUGUUGAGAUGUCUGUCUGUCAUGAUUGCAUGGACUGAGUCGGGGUCAGUAGCAGAUAAGCACAUUAAACUAUAAUCCAUGAACGUAAGGUAACAACCGAGACCUAAUGGUGCUGUGACAGCAACGUGAUUGAGUUUGAGACAGUGAAAAUACAGAUAGUAUGUUGUAUCUGAACAGGUUAGCUUACGAGCUAAAGUUACUUAGCACAGAUGAAAGUUAAAACAAAGACGUUUAGCAAACUAUUAAAACACACAAACCAUCGUCAUAUGAGAGAUCUGACGCUAUGACUCGCCACAAGUUGUCCUUCAGGUCGUUCUCUUCGUAAUGUUUGUGUCUUUUGUCAAAAAACACUCUGUUCUCCAACACAUAAACAAUCAGCCGGUCGUCCAUGUUGGAUAUACCGGUGAAUCUGACGUCGCAACAAUACGAAAUCUGAUUGGUCAGAAGUGGACACACAGUAUACAAAACUUUGGAAAACUCAGCCGUGACCUCAAAAAUAAAUGCCACAAUAUUGCAGGAGGGGAAAACGUUGCUGAUGUUAAGGCUUGUAUUGACAGGAUGUGGGUUUGAAAAUAAAUAUUGACGUUCGAAAUAAUCGCAUGAAAAAAACAGUCCCGGUGUGAAAGGACCUUGUAUCAGACUAAGCUCAUAAUUCGUUUUUUUUUUUCGCCGAAUUGGACUUCUCUCCUUGUCUGCAUAUACAUGCAGCGGAGAAAAUUAAAUUAUUGACAUAAACAUGUCCUCCUUCCCAAAACUAGGGGGCGUCAGACGCUGUUGUUUUUGUUGUACACGAUGUACGUGCUACUUUUUCUGCAGGUGAGAUGCAUGCUAUUCCUCUUCUCUGGUGUUUUUCUUCUGGAGUUAAGGGGGCGUGGUGCACAUGCACAUGCAUCAUACUCCGACUACACUAGUUACAUGGUAGAGGCAAUUGAAUUCCAAUUGCAUUAACUGGGUGUCUUAAUUGGAGUUCUCCAACUAGUCAGACUAAGGUGUUUAUAUGCACUUCAGUUGUCCGGUCUUAAUCAGAAUAAGGCAACAAUUCAGUCUUCUCGAGUGUCAUGUAAACGUACUGACUGGCUUCUCUAAUCAAAAUUCGGCAGGCUGCGUAUCCUCCACUAAAGUUUUCAUCAUUUGGUUUAUAUCGAUGGUCGUAGGGUUUCAAAGCUCUCCCUCACAGCUGUUUUUGACGCCUCUUUGGCUUGACCAGUUACAGGCUGGCAAACAGGUCCCAGUUACUGAUUUCCCCAACCUAAAAAACCUCAGCUUUUUUCUAAAAGACCAGAAGAACUUGGAUGAAUACUGGAGAUUCUUCUGAAAAAUGGAGAGAAGUUGGAGAGCAGGAAGUUUUCAGGGCCGAUUUAGAGCUGGCUGUUUUUCUCCUGACAGGCUAAGGAGGGAGGCAAGCAAAAAUCUAUCUUAUUUCUAAUUUAAAACGGCUAUUAAGGAUUGGCAGCAUAUCAAGGCAGCAAGUAACAACAUUGAACACACAUAGCCGGUUUCUCAUUCUAACAGGAGCUAAUAGAUAAUCGCUAGAAAGACUGGCUCCAGUGGUUAAGAGUCAUACAUAGACACGUUUUAAUUUACAUCAUGAUUUACACAUAAUUAGCACUACGCCAACAGGAUCUGGAAAGUACAGUGUAAACACAGCCAUACACAAAAGCACAGUUAAUCAAAACUGUAACCGGUUAGCCUUUAAUCUGUUUACAAAGAUCUGAAUGUUGUCUGUUCAAAAUCAAUUGAAGGGAACAUCAAUGUUAAAGUCAAUGCCUGUUUGAGGUCUGGCAGUUUGCCCUCCUCCAACUGCAACAAAGAGGGUCUCCAAGAUCCAAGUCCAGUACAAGAUUUAAUCCAAACACAUAUGUCCAAAGAAUCAACAGACUACCUAAAAUCUACAAAGGCCAUCCUUCUCUGGUUGUGAACAACCUCAGUGUAGAUGUUCUUAGUGGCGGGAAUUCAGGCUCUUUUGGUGAUCGAGAUCAUUUAGCUCAGCACGAACCGACUCUCCUGACUCCUUAAGAGCUCUUAGUUGUUCAUUUAAAGUGGUAGCUUUCUUCUCAAUUUGCUCUGUACCUUAGUGCAUCUGCUGCUGUAGGGCUAGGUUCCUGUUUGAAGUCAGGAAAAGCAAUUAAGGACUUUGUUGAUAAGAACUUUUAAGGUUACGGUAAUUCAUCACAAAAAUAACUUUCGUAGAUGUAGCCAUCUUGUUUCCACCUCUGAUUUUCCUUUUUUCCGACUGAAACGCUGGUAACUCGGGUGUGACAUCAUUCUCAGCUCCGACAUCUGACUUCCGAGGUAACUCGAAUGCUGCAUUAAAGCUCUUAUGAGGAACUAUUUGUCUUUGUUGACCUUGGCACCCCAUGUGGACAAAAUGGUAACUGGCUGUUUUUAUCUUGUCCUCUUGAAAGUGGUUUUAAAUAAUGAAAGAAAUCUCCUCCUGUGUCCUUUUUACUUUGAAAUGAAUCAAUCCCUAACAAAGGCUUUUCUUCAGUGUACUAACCCCUCACAGCAGUUACAGACAUUAAAGUCCCUCUCCAAUCAUUUUUUUUUAUCCAUAAAGUGUUCUCAAUGGUCUUUAAAGUUUGUUUGUUUUUUGUUUUUUUUUUACCAAAAAUUGCGUUACCUGUGUCAUUUUCAAGGGAUUUUCUUCUGCAGAGCUCCAGUAGAUCAUUAGCAAUUCACCUCUGAGUUGUGGGCAGAGACAGUGCUUCUCUGCACACUCGUCUUCACGUUAGCUUGCAGCCUAACAUUGCCGGUGUAGUAGAGGUGGCAGGUAACACAGAAGCUCUUCAACUUUCGUAUACUAAUGUCUUUAGGGACAUGAUGAAAGUUAUUACUAUAAUUAGCUUUCUAAAGAGCAUUGCAGUCCGCUAACACAUACGCUUGUUCUGUGAUCGUCCUCUCUAUUUCUCCUCUAUAUGCAGAGUCUGGCCUGCAUAGCGGGGCUCUGGGGGCGGAGCUUGGAUUGUUUACAUAAGAAAUCUCAUUGUUUCUGAACCUGCUGUUUGGGUCUGCCAGAGAUUCACAGCAAUUUGAAUGAAAAAAUACUCAGAAAAGCAAUUUCGCAUUUAGUUUUUUCAUAUGUCCUGCAGCAUCAUAAAAAUGUCAUAUGAACAUGUAGACGACAAAAAAAACAUGAUUUUCAUCGGAGUGGGUCUUUGAAGAUUACACUUAACCGAUCAAUAAUCUUAUUUGCUUUUGCACACUGUAUAGACGCCUCACUGUGCAAUUCAGCCGGAUUUAAAACCCUCGAAAAACUCCUCACAGGAGCUUUAAGUUUAUCGCACAAAUGUGAAAAACAUGUCAACUCGAGUUUCAGCCUUAUUUUGCUCCUGAAUCUUCGGAGUCUGUGACAUGGCAACCCGUGUGCAUAUCGUCUCUAGUGAGGAUGAGUAAGGGGAGUACUUAAGUACCCAUUUAGAUACAGAGGGUCCAAACAACAUAAUGCUCCUUUGAAAAAAAAGGAUCCAGGUCUAAUUUUGUUCCCUCAUACCCUUUAAAUUAUUUUUUCAGCCAAUGUCAUUUCUUGCAGAUAAGCCUGUUUUUUCUUCAUACCUGUCGUCCUUCAUGGGGUGUGGAGCAAAUGUAAAGGUACAAAGAGGAAAGCCUUUUUUAACUUAAUCUAUACAAACAUUUUGUCUGUAUCAAUUACAGAAGCAGUUACAGAACAAGAAAACAUUGAACAGGUAAAUCAUUAUACUUUGGGGUAUUUAUGCUUUGGGGAGUGGAAAUAAACUGUAUCAAUCCUCAGCACUAACGAGAACCUACCAAGCUAAACAAUCAAUCAGUAAUGCACCUAUUGAGUCCAGAGGUUAAGCCCCUUCAGCCAAGCAACACAAAGAUAAUCAUUUGACUGCAGAGUCUUGAUUUACUCCUUUCAGAUAUUUCAAAUGGCCGAGCUGUCCAUACCUGAAGGGAAAUUGAUCCAGACAUGAACAGAUUUAUCACCUAACUGUGCGUUUUAGAGCGAAAACACAGGCGGAAACACGAGGAGACCAAAGUGAAUAAAAAGUGAGUAAAAGGAAAAAAACAAGAGCUUGUGUAGCUUCAGUUUAACUGGAUAUGAGAGGUUUUGGUUUCUCUGAAGAAAGAUUUGUCAGAUUCUUGACUCUGACCUUUUGCUAACGACCCUGUCAGAGCCUUCAGACCUGCGUGUGUGUGUGAGCAUGUGCGUGUUUGUGUGUUUAUGCACAUGCGCACCACUUCCCCCUGGAUGAGGCUGAUAAUGGAGAAGUGGUGAGUGUGUGUGCAUGUGCGUGUGCGUGAAAGAAUUGUGUAAAGGGCAGGGCAGGCAGUUCUUCUGCAGUAAUCCAUCUUUACUUCAGGGCUGAGCCAAAGAGCAACAGGCAGCUCAUGAGGGAGACACAGAAAAUACACUAUGGACAUCACCUUCAUUCAUAUAGAGCUGAUGCGUUUUAUUCCUGCCAUAGCUCUGAUUUUGUGAAAAUAUUCACUGUGGCUGUAAAAUUUGCAUCCAUCCCUCACGUUUGUAUCCAUCCGCUUAUGAGUUUGUUUGUGUGAAGAAAUGACAGAUAUAUAGGUGCUGGGUGUGUGAAACAGACGGGCAGCGAGAGCACCAAGAAGAGAAGAAAGGAGAGCGAGGUCCCUUGUUCACGCCAUUUGGCAAUAAUCACAGAGCCCGAACUCGCGCCAACAGUGAGGGCCAGAUGGUGCCCAUCACUGACGUGCCUCGUCUUUGAAACAGGGAGGAGAGAGGAAGAUCAAGAGUGGCGUGCUGUGGAUGAUGUGUCAUAUAAAUACUAAUCACGCUACAAUCACACCCACAGCUAAAUUAGAUCCCUCGAGCGGCUUCACUGGUACGCACUCCACCAGAUUUGGCACCACAUCCGUCAAAAUGAUCGAUAAGAUUUUAAAUGCUGUGUGCUAAUUUGAGAACUGUUUUCUACUAAAAAUGGUCAGAUAGUGUUUGUGAUGGUGCUCAUUGUUUCAUUUGACAAUGAUUCAUAUGUCAUGAUGCUUCAUACAUCCGUUACAAUGAAUUUGCUUUUUGGGUUGCCAGAUUGUUAAAAAAUCCCUCUUUACUGAUGACAUUUUUGAAGAUUGGGUAGAAAAUGUUGGCUUCAGAUACAUUCAAUCAGUACGUUUACAUGACACAAGAGAAAACCGAAUUAUUGCCUUACUCCAAUUAAGACGGGACAACUAAGGUGCAUGUAAACACUUUAGUCCAGUGGUUCUCAACUGGUGGGUCCCGACCCAAAAGUGGGUUGCGGACAUGUUCUGGAUGGGUCACGAUAUUUAUUAGAUAGUCGAUAUGUCCUGUAUAUGCAACUUCAGUAGUUGUCCUCAUGUUGUCCCCUUUAUGUGCUCUGAAAUGCACUUUAUUCAAUAAAACAAAUGGAUUUAUGUUAAAUAUAGGAGUCUUUAAAGUCUUUUUGUUUUUUUUCAUAAAAAAUAAAUUUGCUUUGUUUGAAUUCUAUAAAAGUCGGUCAUGACUCAGGGACCAUGGGAAAAUGUGGGUCCCAAAGUGAGACCAGUCGAAAACCACUGCCUUAGUCUGACUAUAAUUGGAAUUUGAGAACUCCGAUUGGAGCUGGAAAACUCUGAUUAAAAAACCCAGAUAAUGCAACUGGAAUUCGAUUUUCUCUACCGUAGAUGGAGUAUGAUCGGACAAUGCAUGUGCACGUGCGCCAUGCCCCUGUUACCCCGGAACAAAAAACACCAGAGAAGAGAAGUAGGUGUAUCUCAUUUGCAGAGAAAGUAGCGCAUACAUCAUGUACAACAAAAACAACGCUGUACGAUGUACGAAAAAAAAAAAGAAUUAUGAGCUUAGUCCGAUUAAGCUGUGCAUGUAAACGCACUGAGUGUUUUAAUGGCAAUCAUUUUAAUCUUUUCUAGCACCACAGAGUCUUGAUAGUGAUCAAUUUGUUAUUCAGGAGAACGACAACAUUUAUACCUCUCAAACUUAUAGGACACAGCUGAAGCUUUGUAAGAGGCUUUGUUAUGUCAUACUGUUCAUCCAAAAAUAAAAGAAGGUUGAAAGAACAAAGACGCCUUGAGGUGGAGCUACAGGAAGCUGAACAUAAACGUAAGGCAGUAAAGACAGCUGGGACAGAGUAUGGAGAACUGGAGCUGCUCUAAACACUCUCUUAACUCAAAAAGCAGAAAAGAUAGCAUUAAAACAAAAAGAUAUGAAAGUGCCAAUAGGUCAAGGAAGCGUUUAAUCAAACAAUUCAUCAAUAAAAUGAAGAAUUCAAAUGGGAAAUUACAUCACAUUAACAUGGAUGUUAUGAAAGUGUUGAAGGAUCUUUAUUAUUCACCGUACACCUCAAAAUCAUUGGGCAUGGAGGAUCGGAUGGAUGACUUUUCCUGCUAAAUAGACCCUCUGAGAGUGUCUGAGGAGGAUAGAUUGAACUGUGAUACAGAUAUAACCAGUGGAGAAGUUGAAGGGGUGAUAGGUACCUCACCAUCUGGAAAAGCCUGUGGACCAGAUGGUCUCCCACCAGAGAUUCAUAAAACUUUAAAAAAUACCCCCCCCCCCCCUUUUUUUUUUCUGUCCAGUCUUCAUUAAUGAAAACACGUCUUUAUCGUUACAGCAAGCUACUGUUAAAGUUUUACCAAGGGAAAACGAAGAUUCAGAAUAUCCAGCAUCUUAUCAACCAGAAAGUAUUCAAUAUACAGACUGUAAAAUAUUAGCGAUCUCACUUUUAUCCAGGCUUAAUCACAUCAUUUAAACAUUAUUGGACAUGACCUCAUGACACUGGAUCACAUUUUUAAGCUCCGGCUUUAUUGCUGCAAUCCACUUACCUCGGAAGUCAGAUUUCGGAGCUGGGAAUGACGUUACACCUGAGUUGACGGCGUUCCAGUUAACAAGUCGAAAAACCAAGAUGGAUGUCUACAGUUACCUGUUGUUAGCUGUUGUUUACAAUUGUCAGUUGUUGUUAGCCAUUGUCAGUGGUUGUUCGUUGUUGUUAGUGAUACCAGUUGUAAACAACGCACAACAGUAUUUCACUCUUACAAACACCAUAGCACCGUGUUCACAGUUAGACGUUGGCGAUACAACAUAUAACACUUAUUUAAUUUCACAAAAAACAAACAGAAGUGCUAAUAAUAGAUAGAUAGACAGAUAUACUUUAUUAAAACCAAACUGGGAAAUUCACAUAAAUGAUUUAGUACAAUAGCUUCUACUGUUACUCUUUACUGUUGAUGCACUGCGCUGCCACCUUGGAAUAUGACGUUGUCGUCAAGUCGGGGUUGGUGACUUCCAAGUACAACUAGAAUGCAGCAUAUGUCCUGCUAACCCUUUUCUGGUUAUUUUUGCAGGUGAAAAAUAAUAAAUCUGUGAGUUUUUAACCAAAUCAAAAGUUUAACAUCUUUUUGUGGUGUUACUGUUCGGAAAUAAACUUGAGGCAUAAAAAUGACUUAUUUUAUAUUAUUUAGACCCUUGGUUUUCUCUUUCUUAAGCCUUUUGUGACUCAUUAAAAAUGUGCUCAGUACUUCUGUGCAACAUAUUUAUGCCGCUUCAACACCAGUUUGACCCACAAAAGAGAUAAAAACUCCACUUUUUAACGUUAUCUCUCUUGCUUGCAACACUAUCACCUGAUUUUGAUUGGCAUUGAAAUCAAUCCAUCCACAAAGUUCAAAGACUUCUAUUAAAUCCCUUAUUUCUUUGCUCACGAUCAAAGACUGUUUUGGUUUCAACACAGGUGCUUCGAGAAAAUCUUUGAUCUGAAGACAUAAAACCAACAUGCCAGAUGUAAAAAAAGGAAACCAAUCAACACAGAAAACCUCUUUGCUCACCAUGGAAUAAAACCAUUUGGAUUUGGGUCAUAAUAAACACUGGUGUUAAAGUGACCCCAGCCACAAAUCAUCAUGACCCCUUAAGUGGCCGUUAUCUAUCCCAUCUAAAUAUCGGACACAAAAUAAAGAGAAAAACUCCUCUGUGUGUUAGUGUGUGAUCAUGGAUGGGUGUGGCACAGAUAAAGAUGGAUGGUUCUUCACUUCCAGUUGUUUUUUUUUUUUCCCUAGAUGGCAGACUGCCACACGCUCAGGUCUCCUCUGUAGCUGCUCAUCCAUCAGCAGCUAUCACUCAAUACCUCAGUGUGCUGUGUGUAACCAGCCUUAAACUUUUGCCUUUUAAGUCACCUUAGCCAGCUUACUACUACUCAUUUAUGUGCAGGACACACUGGAUACACUGUAUCAUAUGAUGCAGUAAAUUUGACCCACCACAUCGAGUCCAACAGCAGGGAAACUGUGCUUAUACUUGGAUGUACAGUUGGAUUGAAAUUCAGUGACAUGGACAACAGAUCAUGGCCCACAAUAAUGAGGAAAGGUAGCCAUGCUAGCCAAGAUUUUCCUGCUCAGUGGGCUAGAAACAUCACCCGGCUCUGCAGUCUCACAUAGCUGUACGUUUUUGGGAGAUUCAGCAGUUUCCGUUCUACAAAGCUACUGGUUUGGUGUGCUCUGAGAUCAAUAUUACUCUCAUGGCUGUCUGUUAAAUAAACUCUAAGGCUGCCUCCAUGAUUGAUUAGCUGCACUGGUUUAGCCUAAAUGUAACAAAUCUGCUUUCAAGCUUCUCCCAAAGUCAGCUACGAAGAUACUACGUGUUAUUAGUUGAAUCCUGUUUGAUUUAUGGAAAUUAAAAGUUGGUCACAUUGAUUUUUACAAGACAUUUUUUUGAGAAAAAGACCAGCCCAGAUUAUUGAGGAUUAGUUAUUUUAUUUAGCUAUCUUAGCAAAGCGUAAAGAAGAAUAUGUAAAUACAUGCAAAUGGCUGGUAUCUUUAAAAUUCAACUUAAAAUGAAAUACUUAAAGUCUCACUUGGAUCCUUUUUUUAGCUACUUAAAAUGUUCUCAGUGGUCUUUAAACUGUGAUUAUGACGUUUUGAGCCAAAAUUACAUUACCUGUUUAAGGGCUUUUCAUCUGCAGAGCUCGAGUAGCUCAUUAACAAUUCGCCUCUGAGUCGUGGGCGGAGACAGUGCAGCUCUGCACUCUUCUCCUUGAGUUACCUUGCAGCCUAACAUUGCCGGUGUAAUAGAGCAAACAGGUAGCAUACGAGCUAUUCAGCUCUUGGACACUAAUGUCUUUAGGAGCAUGUUGAAAUCUAAUAUCAUAUUAGUUUUCUUAAAAGCAUUUCAAUCCGCUAACGCUUGUUUGGCGAUCGUCCUCUCUAUUUCUCAGAGUCUGACCUGCAUAGCGGGGCUCUGAGGGCGGAGCCUGGAGUUAUGACAUAGGAAAUCUUACCGUGUCUGAGCCUGCCGUUUGGGUCUGCCAGAGAUUAACAGCGAUUAAAUGCAGAAAUACUCAGAAAUGCAAUUUCAUACUUAUUUUUCUCAUGAUAUGUUCUGUAGUAUCAGAAAAAUGCCAUACGAACAAGUAGACAACAGAAAAAACACUACUUUCAUCGUAGUGGGUCUUAAAAGUUUUUUACAACCACUUCUACCGUUUCUGACAUGAACUAUUAUCUGCUCAGCUGUAACUUAGUGCUGCAAGACAGCACUGAAAGUCCUGCAGUAAUUGGACUCUGAGCACAAUCUGCAGAUUUACAAAUAUUAUGACAAAAUCUCAAAAGCACCCAUUUAUUUCUACAAAAAUGGGUUUGAUUUAGUUCCUCAAUCCGACAAGAACUGCUUUCAUUGUGCUGCUUUCUAUUAUCAGAGGACUGAGAGCAGCAGAUAGAUGACAUUUGCAGGCAUGCUCUGUUCUCCCAGAGUAAACCAGUGAUGACUGUGGAUUCAAAGCCAGCAGAUUUUGUCUUCGCUGAGCAGAUCCUGGAUGCUCAAGAUUGCCAGCCUUCCUGUUGGCUGCUGCUUGUGUGUAUGAAAGCUUUUCUCAUUUAUACACUUUGUUCGGCAUCAUCCUAUGACUCAAUGGGCUCCACAGAACAAACAAAGCACUGAGAGCUUCACCACAACAGGGGGGUCAGGUCCUGAGCUGCUACAGGGUAACUGUGAUGGGACUGUAAGCUCCCGGCCUACAUCUGCUUUGAGUUUCUCAUCCCUUGUGUACGCUUCCCCUGUCAUCAAUCUUAACCUCAGUAGCUCUUUAUUUAAACAGCGAUUUGAUGCUCUGAGGAUUUUCACUGAUCAUAAACCUGCUUCUUCGUCUGGGUUCAUCAGAGAACAAACAUCAUGUUUUAUUAUUCAUGUCCAUAAAAGGAAGUACAAAUAAGGUGAGAGUCUGCCCUUUCUUAUACAGGGAUCGGCUUCACUGUUGGUUUUAUGAAAAACAAAGCUCUGUGAUCGUGCCAGAGGUUGCUAAUAAGGUCACAUUAGUAAAAUCUACGUGGGUAAUUGCUAUGAAAAUGUAAAUAUUUGGCAUUCAUUAUCAAACAGUGGAACGAAAGGAUACAGCAGGGAAAGGACAGAGAUGGUGGGAGAGACAGUAACAUUAAAGCUGUACAAGGUUAGGUUAUUCAAAUUUAUCCACUACAGGUUUCCCUUUGUUUAUUUUGAAAUGCUGCCAAGCACUUGAGCACUUAGUUAUGAAGCCAAACGCAUCGACCUUGAAAUAUUUGUAUCCUAAGCUAGCUCAAAUAGUUUCAAUACAAUGUAUUGUUCCGUCUAGCGCUGAGAGAUGUUUUUGUGUAAUGUGAUCUGACUCCGGGUGAUGUGCGUUUAAGCUUUUAGCAUCCUAUGAUUAGCAUAAAUUAUAUUGCGUAGUCAGCCCCUCUGUGGAUAGCAUAAAUCAUAAGAUGAUGUGUCCCUGAGGUGUUAGUCAUGUUUACAGCGUCAGUGUCUUUCUUUUCGUGCUCUGUCACACAGUCUCCUCCCAGCGAUUCAAACUGAAAUAAUACUUUUCCUCAUCGCUCUGCCUUUUCUUUUUGCAGACAUCAUUUUCCAUCACUUCUAGCCUGAGUCUACCAUCUUGUUAGUGAAGCUUUUUUUUUCCUUGAUGGGAUUUUCUCCAGGCUUGUGUAAGCUUGUUGAAUGGAGGUGUGGAAAUGUAAGAUUAUAACUCAUUUCUGUAGGUUUUCUCCAAAAUAAAACCUCCUCUAAUUGCUCUGUGGUUACUCUGCAGAGUGGACCUUCUGUCAGUCAGAAUCCGACAACAGAUGCCUCGGCCAGCUGUCAAUAAAGCGAAGCUGACGACUACAAAAUCUGAUUGUGGACAAGCUGAGUGAGAGUCGAGCUUGAGAUCACACCUUAAUUAUCUCAUUAUCUUUAGAUGUAAGACGAUUCCUCAUCAUCACAACAUAAUUAUCUCGAGCUGAAUUUUGUUUUUAAGCUUGUCAUCCUGGGAUACUGAUCUAAUCAACUAAACUUAAGAUGUCUGAUGGUAUUAAAUAAAAACUUGGUGUGAAGGUGGGGUAGGCAGGAAUCCGUUAAAGAAGCAUCUUUUUUUGUGGUGUAUAUACAAAAAAUCUUUUAAUAUCAGCCAAUAGCUAUUAGUCAUUGAUGACAUUUGGUAAUAUAACAAUAUCGCUGUGUUUUGUUAUGUCUGUGUAGUCAACAUUUAAAAUUUCAGAUCUUACAGACCCUGUAACCUUUCUGCUGGACAGGUAAACCGCUUUAACAAAGUAAGCCAAGUGUAACAGAAGUUUUUCUUGUCAAACGGGACCUGCUGCGUGUCGUAGCGCCACUAAAUUGUUGACCUCGGGUCCGGGACUAUGUCACUUUAUCCUAGUUGUAGAAGUCCUGCAAACAUUGUGUUUGCCGGUAGUCUGUUGGCAUCUACAGUAGCACCAAUGCUUUUUACUUUCACGUUGACUGGGCUCCAUUUGUAAUUAUCUGAAGUAUUUAUCUGCAUUAUAUCUGAAUUUAACUGCAAGCGGGAGUGUCUGUUUGUGGGCGGGGCUUGCUGGAGCAGAGACGGAGGGGAGAGGAGGAGCUGAGGGGAAAACUGGUUUGGAGGGGUAGAGUUUGCAUUCAAGAUUUCUCCCCAAAACUGGCACUUCCUCAGAUCCUGCCUACCCCACCUUUAAGUCAUUGCUCUGAGAUAGCUUUCAGCCACAUCAUGGUUGUUUGGAGGGCAAUAACAGUGUGGUUGUGGGUUUGUAUACCACAUUUGUCCAGGCAGCCAUUUUGGGGGCAAUUUAUCGUCAUUUGAUAGUAAAAGCCAAAGAGAGUCAGAAAAGGCAAAGGAGAAAGAAGAGAUUCAGUGAGAUUCUCCUUAAACCUUUAGGGCAGAUUUUGGUAAUGGGAGUGUUUGGGUUUCUUUUUGAAGUCGAAGUAUCCUCUUCUACUUGUGUUUCUGCAGGCACUGGCUAAAUGCAGGGAUACACUCAAGAGGGAUUUCAACAAGAAUAGAUAGGAGACAAGAUUUUCUGUCAUUCGCCUGUGCAUUCUUCUCAGUCUCAAUGACCAAUUCUCAAAAUGCAUGUUGCACUUAAUCACAGUAAAAAGUUACUCUGUGCUAACUUUUGUCAUCCUUUUAAUUCUGAUCUAGUGCCAUCUUUAGGCCAGAACAUCCCAGAAGCCGAAGAGUUUUAUAUAUAUACACUCACCGGCCACUUUAUAAGGUACACCUGUCCAACUGCUCGUUAACACUUAAUUUCUAAUCAGCCAAUCACAUGGCGGCAACUUAGUGCAUUUAGGCAUGUAGACAUGGUCAAGACAAUCUCCUGCAGUUCAAACCGAGCAUCAGUAUGGGGAAGAAAGGUGAUUUGAGUGACUUUGAACGUGGCAUGGUUGUUGGUGCCAGAAGGGCUGGUCUGAGUAUUUCAGAAACUGCUGAUCUACUGGGAUUUUCACGCACAACCAUCUCUAGGGUUUACAGAGAAUGGUCCGAAAAAGAAAAAAUAUCCAGUGAGCGGCAGCUCUGUGGGCGGAAAUGCCUUGUUGAUGCCAGAGGUCAGAGGAGAAUGGCCAGACUGGUUCGAGCUGAUAGAAAGGCAACAGUGACUCAAAUAACCACCCGUUACAACCAAGGUAGGCAGAAGAGCAUCUCUGAACGCAUAGUACGUCGAACUUUGAGGCAGAUGGGCUACAGCAGCAGAAGACCACGCCGGGUGCCACUCCUUUCAGCUAAGAACAGGAAACUGAGGCUACAAUUUGCACAAGCUCAUCGAAAUUGGACAAUAGAAGAUUGGAAAAACGUUGCCUGGUCUGAUGAGUCUCGAUUUCUGCUGCGACAUUCGGAUGGUAGGGUCAGAAUUUGGCGUCAACAACAUGAAAGCAUGGAUCCAUCCUGCCUUGUAUCAACGGUUCAGGCUGGUGGUGGUGGUGUCAUGGUGUGGGGAAUAUUUUCUUGGCACUCGUUGGGCCCCUUGGUACCAAUUGAGCAUCGUUGCAACGCCACAGCCUACCUGAGUAUUGUUGCUGACCAUGUCCAUCCCUUUAUGACCACAAUGUACCCAACUUCUGAUGGCUACUUUCAGCAGGAUAAUGCGCCAUGUCAUAAAGCUGGAAUCAUCUCAGACUGGUUUCUUGAACAUGACAAUGAGUUCACUGUACUCAAAUGGCCUCCACAGUCACCAGAUCUCAAUCCAAUAGAGCAUCUUUGGGAUGUGGUGGAACGGGAGAUUCGCAUCAUGGAUGUGCAGCCGACAAAUCUGAAGGCAAAAGGGGGUCCAACCCGUUACUAGCAUGGUGUACCUAAUAAAGUGGCCGGUGAGUGUAUAUAUAUAUAUAUAUAUAUAUAUAUAUAUAUAUAUAUAUAUAUAUUGCGUCCUUCUCCAUCACAGCUCCUGUAGCUAAGCUGCUACGCUACUUUUAGCCACUCUGAGCUCUGAGGAGGGCCGGGGGGUGGGAGGGGACGAGUCAGGACUACAGGAGAGGGGUGUGUCAAAUACAGCGAGGUGUUUUUUUUUGUAGGAUGGUAAGGGGAAUGUCCCGCCCUCCUUUGUCUCUGAUUGGCUAGAAGUGCUGGGCUCCAAUUGGUUAUUUCUUAUGGCUGUGAAAAGUCAUCGUCUGUCAGGUUAGAGUUAGGGUCAGGGUUAGGAGAUUCAGAAGUGUGAUAAUGUUUUGUUUGAUGUACAGAGCGGACAGCCUGCGUUUGCUUUGAGGGUGUGAUGACGUUUUCAGCUUUUCUAGCCAAACAGAGGCGAAGGAGGCGGGACUUUCCCCUACAGUCCUACAAAAAAAAAAAAAUGUUGUGUCCGGGACGAAUGACUACCAUUGGUCAAUGUUUUUGCUGCCCUGCACCUGCUAUGGUAAACAGAUUUGUUCCAUUCCUUUUUUUCUUCACUCUGUGGAGAUCGCACUAUAAGACCAUGAUCGCCAUAUAAAUGAGGUUCAUAAUAAUCACCAAUCUCGUCAACCAUGACUUUAAAUAAAGCAUUUAAUCACAGAAAUAGUCUCUUUAGGGCAUGCUGUGCUUUGUGUUGACAUGUGUCAUGUCCUUAGUGGCAGUUUCAGGCAUGCUAACACUCUGCAGAAGGAGUGUGAACAUGAUAAACAUGUUUAAGGUCACUUUAAAGUAAGUGAAUACUCCUCUGACGUGAUUGUCACUGUGAGCAUGUUUGCAUUCUUAUGUUAGCUGCUAGUGUGACUGUAAGUUUGCUUUGCCUCUUUUCACUGUGUUUUGUCUUAGCUGUAGUUCCACUUGAGGAGAGUUUUUCUCUCAUCGUUUAUUCUGCCUCUGUUUCUAUCAGAACCUCUAAAUUCAAUUUCUUAACCUGAUUAGGCCUGCAAAACAAAAUUCCCUCACUGUUGAAUUUGUUGUCUAAAUGUUGCCUAGAGUUUCCUUGAACGAGUUGCAGAACACCAGCAGACACUAUCAGAAUAAAAUACUAUAUUUCUUUUUGAAGGGCAUGUGACAAAUCAGCGGGUUCUCAGUGUUGAUUAGGGCCCGACCGAUAUGGAUUUUUUGGGUCCGAUGCCGAUACAAGUUAUUGGGUGGUGCAAUCCGAUUACCUAUUAAUCGGUCGAUUUUUAAAUUUUUUUUUACUAAGUUAUAAUAUAUAUAUAUAUAUAUAUAUAUAUAUAUAUAUAUAUAUAUAUAUAUAUAUAUAUAUACUGUAGAUAUCUACAGUAUACUACAUACUGUAAAUAUACUGUAGGCUACUGCUCAGGAAUACCGAUCAAAUUCAGACCAGAGAAGCGUUUUCAACUACCCCCCCCCCCCAACUCUAACUUUAGCUUGAACUGUCGUUGUGUUGUUGUGUUACUGUGUUACUGUUAUUGUGUAUUUCACAAACUAGUUUAUUUACCGUUGAGGCGGACCACUCUCCUCCGUGCGUCCCUGAGCUGCCUGCCUCAGAUCCGUCACUCUGCUGUGCUGCGAGGUAGUUAGUGGAUGAACACUGUCAUGAGGUCGCUGCGCCAUCUACAGGAUAAGUCGGGGAACUUUUCAAAUGGCGGAACAUUUUCGAAGUGAAACCGAAUCUUAUUCUCUGCAUUUUAUUUCUGAAAAUAUUGGAAAGUUUUGGCCGAUUACAGAUUAGCCUCAAACGGGCUAACAUUGGCCGAUUUAAUCAGUUUGCCGAUAAAUCAGUUGGGCCCUAGUGUCAAUGUAAGUGUUGAAGACAGAUCUUGAACUGUAGGACUGACUACAGAUUCAGGUGGUCUGUGACAGCUGAGCAGCUGGCUGGAGUGUCUCUGGUUAAAAGUCCCAGGAGACUUUAAUACUUUGGUGUACAGCCGGGCUUCUUAAAAGUAAUCGAGCUGUUGCUUCAUGUGUUUGUGGCUGUCUAUCUAUGCGCACGUGUCCACGUCUAUUUGUAUGCGUCGUGCUGUAUGUUGUCACAUAUGUAUUUCUGGGUGUGGUACCCCAUCAGAGAUGAACAUUGCCCUCUGCAGAGAUUGACUCCUGCUGUAAUUCCUGCUGAGAUUAAAUGUUCUCAUUUUUUUAAAGAUGUUCUGCCUUUAGGGGAGAAAAUUGCAAAGAUUUUUUGUGUUGAUUGCCCUCGCACGGCUAUAUUUCGGCUGAAAGUCUCUCCUCCACCACUCAGAGAAAGAGGAGGAAGGGGAGACGGAGGGGAAAUGGUGAUGUCCUGCUGGUGCUGUUGUAUGAAUGUUUUAUAGAUGGAGGGAUGAAAGAGAGACAAGGCCUUGCUCAACCCUCUAUUCUCAUAUUAUUUUAACACACUGUUUUAGAAAACUGUUCUUAUCAACUUUUUAAUCCUGUAUCCAACCUGACUGCACCUAAUGUCCAAUUUCACAACGUGUGCUUUACAGUGCAGGUCAGCGGCUCUAUCUGUCUUCCUGCACCCAUCACUGUCUGCAUGCUCCUCCGACUGCAGGUAAAAGCGAACCAAACUGACAAAUUUGUUAAUUAUAUUGAGGACACUGCAGUCAAUAAUCUCUAAUUGUUUUAAAGGUCGGUUUGGGAUGACCUUGAGUAACAUUUGUAACUACAAAUCUGCUGAUCCAAUCCCCUCUGGAGAAGCGAUGGGUUUGUGCUCUUGGGCAAGGUCGCUGUCUUCUAAACCGAAUGAUUAAAAAACAGAAGAUUGAAAGAGUAAAUCUCCAAGGAUGGAAUAACAUGUGCAAAGUAAGGUCACACAGUGGGAAUAGAUAGUGUACUGAUACAAGCUUUAAGCAAAGAUAUCAACUCCUCAAGCUGAUGUUUGGUUGACUUUGGAGUCACUUUGAUCACCCACUGAAAGUCUUUAGCUGUUUUCAUCAGAGAGAUACAGAAAGACAAAGUAACACACCAAGACACUGAAAAAAAAAACUCAAAAAGAUCCCUCCUGGACUUGUUAGAUAAACUCCAAAAAAGAGAAAACUUUUGUCUGAUAAGCUCUCUUAGAGAAAGCUUUGAUUACCUUCUUAAAUAUUCCACUUCUCACAUUUCUUUUAUGCCUCUCAUUUAAAGACCAACAUCAUAAAAGAAAUGCAAAUGUUUUGUUAACAAAGUCCAUUUUCAUUCAGUCACCUACAAUACUAAGAAAGUCCACUCUUAGUAUUUGACAGUGCAAGUUUCCAAAUUGCUGAUACAACAAUUAUUAACAAAAUGAAAUAGAAAAGUUUUACCAUUCUCUUUUCCAGUCUUCAUAUCUUAUCUUAUGCCCUCAGAUUAUUAAAUUCAAUUUGCCUAACUCUGCCCCUAAACUAAAGAGCUCAUCGCCUUUCAAAAUCAAAUGACAAUCAUUCUCUGGAUGAAUAAAGGGACCUCAAAUUUAAAGCUUCAGUAAGGAGUUUUUUUUUACAUCCAUGAAAUAGACUAAAAUUCAUAUUAAAACCCUUUCAUGGUAUCAAAAUGCAAAGCCUGACUAUUUGUAAAUUGUCAUUUUUAAUGCCUGGAACCAGUGUGAGGGCGCAGCUGGAGAAAACAGCCCUGUUUACAUCCAGAUACUCACAAUAGAUGAUACAUUUGAAUGUCAAGUCAGAAGGAUUUAAGUUUUUGUCAAUAGAGGACAGGAAAGGCAAAGACUGCUUUGUCCUCAGGGGGGCGCCAAAAUUGACACAAACUGGGUGUUUGUCACUGGAGCUUUAAAUUCAGCUUUAAAUUUUAAGAUUUUUUUUUUUUUUAAUCACAUUGGUCAAUAUGAUCAUGACAGCUGCAGUUUUUGGGUUUCUCAUGUGUUUUAAUCUUUUAAAUUGGCACUCAUUUAUCGUUGACAUGUUAUUGUUUUGAAUGCUGAGAUUGUUUGGUCAAACAAAAGAAAUUAAAUGCUUAUCAGUUUUUGUUCUCACUUUAUUUAUUUGUUUCCUUUGGACUUUUAUUGAACACAUGAUUUAUAAACACAUUUGUGCUAGAAUGAGAUGAACCAUGCAUACAAUGUUAGCCCUACAGUUGUGUCAUGACUUGCUCCUGCAAAAGAAAAAGUACUAAACUAUCUUUUUUUUUUUUUAAUUUGAAGAUAAGUAAAUUAAGUGGGGCCUUUUCUUUUUAAAUGUAAAAUAUUUGGGCUCCUGUUCAGAAGUGAAAUCUUUACAGUGUGCCUCCUGUUGACAAGAAAAAAAGGUAAGAAUAAAAAGUUGACUUUUCAACGUUUUAAAUAUUCAGUGAGAUAUUGUAUAAAGUCAUUCUCCAUUCAAGGACUUGUGACACAAAAAGACAAGCAAAUGUAAUAUUACUAGAAAAUCCCACAGUGCCACAACAUGGUGCCUCCUUUUUCCUUUGCUCUCGCAGUAACCACACAGGAAGAUUAUAUAAUUAACUGAAAAUAAAGUUGGUGUAGUCUCGGCAUUGUCACUUACUCGUUUCUGAAGCUGAGUUUUAAACCCCAGUGAGGGCAGCGGCCAUAUCGACAAUACAACAUCAACCUCACUUUGAGUCUUACUUAAUUUUUUUAACAUCUCAGGUUGCUGCUUGAUAGACCAUUCAGCAACACGUUGUUGCUGACAAUACUCAUGUUCUACUGUUUGUGCCACAAAGACCUGGUUAAAAUAAUUUAUUGUCAAAUGAAACAGCCGUGUAGAAAUCUUUCGUCUGUUGUCUGUCAACUCUCAGACGCUAACCUGCUGUCUUGAGAUCUGCUAGCUGCUAAAAGCUGCCAGCUGUCUCCACCUACACCACCCACGUUACAGACGUCAUAUAGAAAUCAUUCACAAAUUAAAUAAAAAAACAAAAACAUUUCAGAUGACUACUUUGUGCUGCUGAUUAGGACGCUGAUGUUUUUUACCUCAGGGUUUAGUAUUUCCCACUAAACACAUAAUAAUUUGGGCUUAUGUAAAGACUGAUGUCAGACUUAGCUUGUUUAUGAACUCAAGAGUGAUGGUUGAUUCUCCUGGUGGCUGAAUUUGUAAGUAUGACACUUGUGGUGAACUUACCUUGAAAAAGUCCAAGCGUGGUCAAGCAUUAAUGAUGAAAUAAGUGAAGCUUAUUGUUCAUCCAUCCUCUCCUCGGUAUAUAUCAGCAUUUACUGUCUGUGCUCUUUGUAACAGCAGCAGACUACUCUCCCUGAUAGGUUUCACAUUGCACGAUGAUUGACCUUCGUUCCAGCGACAAUCGUACUAAAUGAUGCUUGAGAGUAUAUAUCUUUAAUGUAUACUUAAGAAAAGCUCGCAGAAGAUAAAUGAGUGAAUCUGUGAAACUGCAAACACAUCAGUCUGUGAAGGGAAGGUCAAACAUCCAAGUGAAGAAAGAUGGAGCUCAACACAUUUUUUACCAGGAGGGGAAUUCAAAGAUUUUCAAGGCUUUGUGAUUUAUAUUACAGAACAUGAGGCAUACACACCGUCAUAACUGUGCAACUACCGUGACCGAACAUUUCUUUCAACUUCAGUUACACUACAGCAAACCACCUUUAAACUGAGGUCAAUCCCUGUCCCCCACAAUCCAUCUCGGAAACCUAUAUUGCACAAAUCACAGCUCUGACCCUCUGACUUAUUGCCGGCAUUGUCUAUAAAACACACCUGGGAUUGGGUGUGCCCCGUAGCCAAAAAAGUGUCAAUGUGAGCAGAGGACAGAAGAGGAGCAGCAGAAAAGAGCUGUGUUAGGUUCACAGCUUUCUGCCUGCCACAGUUUGUGGGCUCAGUGUGCAGAUAAUUAAGGUUGAGGGUGGACAGCUCCCUACAGCACCGAUGUUGCCUUCAUCACGCAGAGCUGUGGACCGGGGCCAUUCAUUUUCACAAAGAGGGAACACGGCGGACGCAAGGCUGGAGGCGCUGGGGAGCUGAGCGGGACGGUGGCACAAACAGGGCGGCUGUAAAGAUGUAGAGGCGGUGGGGGGGUGGGUGCUUUGGUUAUGUCUGUAUCUCCAGACUUAGACUUAGAGUCUGUAUCUCCAUUCCGGCAUAAAAUUAUUUUAGGGUCAAAUUCAUGGUAAAACUGAGUUAGACACCCCCUCGAAAGAUCAAUGUUGCCGACUUCUUGCUUCUCUAGUUAUACUCAACUUUAGUAAGGACCGCAGAUACCAAUACACAGCGGUCUGAGGAGCCAUAAACAAACCUCAACCAAAACGCCACUCUAUAGCCACAAAUAAUGCUCAGAACAUCACCUAACUUCAUCAACAGUACAUAUAGGGUCCCAGCCACAGUACUAGCCACCAAACAUCUUUUUAACUUCGCCUAAUUUGUUUAGCAAAGAGACUAAACACAACUCACCUACUCUCUUCCAGCAGCCGCUUGUUUGUAGCGAGAGCCCAGGCCAGUCCAUUACGGACUGCUGCAGGGUGACGCAGAAAGUUAAGUGCUGUUCUGAGCAUUAUUUGUGGUUAUAGAGUAGCGUCUUGGUUGAGGUUUGUUUAUGGCUCCUCAGACCGCUGUGUAUUGCUAUCUGCGGUCGUUACUAAAGAGGGGCAAGAGGUCGGCAACAUUCAUCUUUCGAGGGGCUCACACCGCUGUGUAUUGCUAUCCUGUCAUUACUAAAGAUGGUAUGACUAGAGAAGCAAGCGGUCAGCAAGAAAUCUACCAAUACAAACUACAUGUUUUAUCUUUUAUAAAUCACAGAGACUUGAUAGUGUUCAUUUCAGGCUUUUUUACAACCUUUGAAAAAUUCCUCACAGGAGCUUUAAGUUUUGCCUGGCCUCUGCUGGGACGAUCUCCUUCACUUGUUGUUCAUUUUAAGCAGCUUCAGAGGUUUGUUUCGAGGUGUGAAGCAGUCCAGCCACCACAAAGAGGUUCAGUUAAAGUGUUUUUUUUCUCCUACCUGCUGUAAAUAUUGCACAGGGAAGAAAUCCACUCUACUGCUCUCUGUUCCCACUCACUUUUUAACUGUUUACUCAAUCCGCACUCGUUUGCCUGCACUGUGCUCCCGUCUGGAGUUUGAUGUUUCAUUUGUUUUGAGUGAAGUGGUUGAGUGACUGUGGGAGUGGGAGUUUUGAAGCCAGAUGGAUAUGAAUGCGAGAGUCCUCAUUGUUCCUGCAUGAAAAAUUCGGGGCCGUGCUCCUGCUCCCGCUGAGUUCAGUCCUCCCUGCUUCCUCUGCAGCACUCCUUUCCUUGUCUCCUCAACAGAGGGAGUCCUCUUUAAUUCCUGCUUCUGUGCUGUGAUGAGAAACACCAGCUAACUAGGCCACUGCAUAAUAAGCAAGAAUAGCAGCAAAGUGAAAUGAAUAAAAAAAGAAAAGGAAAGAAAAAGAAUCAGUUCACUGGGGGAACACUUUCCCUCCAUGUGACUGCUGACAGAAGUAAAUCAGCGAGCAAAUAUUGUUGUUAUUCCUUUAUCGCAGAUGCAUUCAUUUUUAGUGUUUACCUUUACCUAUGGCUGCUGCAGAGGUGCAUCAGGGUUCAUGUCUCAUUUUGGCGGUGAAGCUCCUGAGCUGUGCUGUCAUGUGACUGACAAUGCACCUUGCUGGCUUUUUCAUUUGAUGUGUGUGUCAACUGCAGUCCUGGGAUCCCUCUUGGUGCUGCAACACUUCUGUGGUGCUCAGCGUUUUAGCUCGUGAUUCACUUUGUCAACAGCUUCAUUAUUAUCUUCAAAAAAAAGAAAAAAACAGGACAGAUGCUGGAGUCUCCACUGUUUCUCUUUGAUGCUUUUUUUUUUUACAGGGGUCUUUCUUCUGCCUCGGGCUGUUAGAGUCUUGAUUUUCACCUUUAUUUCUGCAAUUUUUAGAGUGUCUUUCAUUUUCAGCAUAAUACUAUCACAACAAGAGAGAGUUUUCCUCAUAAUGAAGACCCUACUGAGUGUUAAAGCCUGAUUCUCCUCAUCCUGGAGCUCUAUGGUUUAAUCUCAUUGUUUAGCUGACCUGCACACACAGUUUUACAGAUUUGGUUUACUCUUGUAUUUCUAGCGAUGUUGUUUUUGGCUAUAGAGGUAAUUGUUUCUGAAGAGACUCUCAAGGACAACUGUGCACCAUCUGCUCAGUGUUGGUAGACAGACAAAGAUAGCAGUUUCCUGGAGAACAUGAAGCAUUGAGCAGUCCAAUAUGGACCUAGAGGGGGAGUUGUUGGAGACCAAGAACAUGGCUACAUGGGUUACAUUUGCUUUCAGGAGACCAUGUCCACUCCCAGAGUGAAACUGACUCAAACUCAGCACCUCAAUAACUUAUAACAAUAAGUUUUUUGAAAACUGUAGAAAUACAACAUAGUUUUUGUGCCUGUGUGCUUAAAGGGAUAUUCCGGCGUAAAAUUAAGCUAGGGUCUCAAACACACCGUAACACAGAGUUAGACACCCCCUUGAGAGAUGAAUGUUGCCGACUGCUUGCUUCUCUAGCUUUACCAACUUUAGUAACGACCGCAGAUAGCAAUACACAGCGGCCUAUGGAUCCACAGGCACACUUCAACCAAGACGCCACUCCAUAGCCACAGAUAAUGCUCAGAACAGCACCUAACUUCAUCAACAGUACAGAUAGGGUCCCAGCCAUAGUACAAGACACCAAACAUCUUUUUAACUUUGCCUAAUUUCUUUAGCAAAGAGACUAAACACAACUCACCUACUCUCUUCUAGCAGCUGCUUAUUUGUAGGGAGAUCUUGGAUGAGUCCAUCACUGACUGCAGUGGGGUGAUGCAGCUCAAGGAAGAACAUUUAUGAUCAUUUCUUUAUCAUUUUCUUGAAGUAAUAAUCAUUAUAUUAAUCAUUUUGCACUGCAGACGCGGUGGUUCUUCUGCCUUAGCGUCUUAGACUGAUUUCAUUUCCAUGAAGUAAUGAUGUACGGUGUACGGUAUAUUUGACCCUUACUUAAUUUUACGUCUGAAUACCCCUUUAACUGAAGAUGUUAAAGGGAGAGAAAAUAGUUUGAAUCUUUAAUUAAAGUUAUUAUGGACAUACACUCAAAAUGGCUGAUUCAUGUAGUUGAUUAAUCCAGAGUAAGAAGCUUCACCUCCUAUCACAGUGGGACCAAGUGAACACAAUAGAAACAGAGGAGUUACAUUGCAGUUUGAGGAGCAGGCAGGGUGGAACAGGACAGUGUGUGUGUGUGUGUGUGUGUGCAUGUCUUACUGAAUGUGAAGCUCCUGCUGUGUGUUGACCAUAGACUGUAUAUAGAAUGGAUGCCGUCUGCCUCCUCGUUGGGUGAAGCCACCCCAAGAACAGCACCCUCUGGUGGCGGGCUACAGUAUAGGUCGUAAAUCCCACCUCCUCCAACCAUCCCUAUGGAGCUGUGAACACACUAGAAAUUUAUUACACAGAACAUACAUUUUUCUCCCCCCUGGUUGCGAUGUUGACAUGUUAUUGCAAGACUGUUUUUUGCUCAAGUCCUCUUUUUUCUGUGCAGCUCCAUUUUUAAAAGUUAUUAGGGGGUUCAUGUUUUCUAUGAUUGACACUUGAUACAGCCUAUGGGCGUAUGAAGAUUGCGUAGCUCACCUGGGAAAUACGCUGAGCAGAGUGUAAUCACAGCGACUCUCUGCGACUCUCCCACGGACCGAAUGCGUACAACGCUACUGCGCAAUGUUGGUUUCAGGAAGUAAAGAUAAAAACCUGGAAAUAUUGAGAGCUUUUUGGCUUCAAACCGUAUACUAGCAGAAGGCAGAACCAAGUUGUCCAUGGUAUAUACAGUCUAUGGUGUUGACACAUCAGAUCUCUCAUGCAUCUCAUGCUGAUACAUGUUUUUGCUCCCCCAGGUGGCUAAAAAGAGUCAUUGCAAGUCCAUCCAAACAUAAUUAACACUUUCCCGCCUCUUUUCUUUUUCUCUCUCUAGUGUAGAGCAUGACUUCCGUCUGCAGGAAGGGCAGGUGGUCCGCACAUGGAAGGUGGGUGACCCUCCUGAGGGUAUGCCAAUGCCCCCUGCUCCCCAGCCCCCCACACCCCACCAACAAGACUCUCCUCAGCCGGUGCGACCCCCCGCCACCACCAAGAAGAACAGAAAGAAAUGCUUCUGGUUCCUCUGAAAACUACAAGACAGAGCAAAAGACACUUUGAUACUAUAAUGCACUGCUUACCCUUCUUAAAAAAAUACAAAACUACGGAGAUGUGAUUAAAAAAAAAACAAGUGUGGAGUGAAGUGGAGAAUUAAAAUGCAAACAGAAAAGAGAGGUGGGAGGAGGAGUAACAAAGGUUAUGAUUUUAGCUGUUGUUGUUGGAGAUGAUAGAGAAUGGUUGACUGGGCCACACAUGUUGUUACUGCUCUUAAAAUUGCCUCUUCAGCACUUAAUGGUUUGAUACUUGUGCAGGGAAGUAAAAGUGCUGAAGUCAAAUAAAAGCAAAAGUUCAGUCCACACAUGAGUCACAGCAAGGAAGCAAUUAGGAGGUAUAAAGAGAAUAUAUAGAGAGUGGAAGGGGGCAAGGGGCACCGUACAAGAGGCAAUACAGAAGAGAGAUGGAGAAUAUUUAUAAAAGAUGAAAUGAAUAAAGUUUAUAGGCAAAGAAAGAAAAGACAGAGAGGAAGUAUUCAUCUUCAUUAAUGGACUAAUGAGGGUCAGAACACCAGCUUUUAUAUCCAGAGACAUUUAAAAAGAAUUAUUAUGACCUGUAUUUAAAACUUUUAUUAAACUAUAAUUGAUGGAAAAAAGUAUUACACAUAUCUACAUGGACUCUCACACACACCUACACACACACACCUACACACACAACACAACACACACAAAUUAUUGAACAUAUUUACAUAAAAAGCAUAUAUAAAUGGAGAAAAAAUGAGUGAGUUGAGUUCUGUACAUAUCAGGGCUAUUCUGCUUGGAUGCUAUAUUUCAGAUAUGGAUUACUGCUCUAUAAAAGUAUUUUACCACA
Xyrichtys novacula (pearly razorfish) is the source of this 55724-nucleotide messenger RNA. The record is from the annotation of a GenBank genome assembly. NCBI's taxonomy places the organism in Eukaryota, Metazoa, Chordata, Actinopteri, Labriformes, Labridae.